Messenger RNA from Xyrichtys novacula (pearly razorfish), 53643 nucleotides. The record is from the annotation of a GenBank genome assembly. NCBI's taxonomy places the organism in Eukaryota, Metazoa, Chordata, Actinopteri, Labriformes, Labridae.
AUGUCUCAGGACAGUCAACAUGGCAAGUGGACCGUCUCCAGCAGCGACGAUGAUGAUGAUGAUGCCCUUCCCCCCUCUGGGACUUCAUCCUCCAAGCCCAACCCUCCUGUCCAGAGUAAUAACUCCUUUCAGCCUGAUCCUCCUCCUCGUCCCAAACUGGAGCCCGAAAGUGCCUCCGUAGAGUUAAAACCCGAGCCAGAUAACACCCCCGUGACCUCACCUGUUAUUGGCUCAGAGGCCAGGCAGUCUGCAGCAGUGAACCAGUUAAAGCCAAUGAAAUAUGAAAAAAGUCCAUCAUUAGCUGGUAAGAGGAAGAAAGAGGUGUCCGAGGGCUCGGGCUGGGCACUGUCAGACAGUGAUGAUGAGGAAAAUGUGAAGAGGAAGAGUCCCAUUAACCCGCCAAAAAAAGAAGCUCCUAGCCCAAAAUCAAAGAAAGCGAAGGUGGAGAGCGAACGUCCACCAAGUCCUCAUGGCCGGGUAUACUACAUUGAUGAGCCUGAGGACUUCUUUGAAUCCAGUAUUCCUUGUUUCAAUGACCCCUAUAGGUUCUACCUCAAUAAAGUGACAGGCCUGGACAGAAAGUACAACACUGGAGCGCUGCACAUCAGAGGUGAGGGCAGUUAAAUAAAGUUACAUAUGAUGCAGAUGUAUAUUUAUCUAUUCAUUUGUUCUUUAUUUGAGCAGCAGGGGGAGUCAGAGCAGAGCCCUGAUUAUCUGACCUUGUUUUUCUUCUCAUAAGAGCUCAAUCAGGGGUUUCUGUAAACGUCACCUCUGCUGUUAGAGCUGAGAUAUUAAUGAUCUCUGCUGAGCUCAGGUGUGUAAUCCUGUAAGAGCAAAAGGAUGUUGUCUAUUCAAUUUGUGUCAUAAAUAUGGUUGAAUUAACUAUUCCAUUUGCACUAAAGUGUGGCUGUGUAUCCAUUAAAACAUAAAGCUCCUGUGAGCAAAUGUCUGUUUGUUUCAAUAUUAGCAGGAAUUUGUAUCUUACAUGUUUGUUUACCUUUUCUUGUAAAUGUGCAAGUCAUAAAAGUGCAUCACUGUCAUUGUCAAUCUGUUUCUGAACAUCCUUUGUGCUUUGAACACAGCAUCCUUUAAACAGACAGUGUGUAGAAAGGUGAACAUUUGGUGGUGUGUGGUGGUCAGAUUCCAGAUUAAAGCACUCCUUUGCACACCCCUCCUGUCAGUGAUGGUGGCCUUGGGCCCCAAUAAGCUUCUGUAUUCUAUGAUAAAUGUGAUACGUAAACGUUCAAGUUUCAACAUCAGAAACUUCUAUAUAUUUAUCAUAUUCAACAUCAGACACUUCAAGUUCUUUUGCACAGAACAACAACAACCACUCCUCCUCCUCCAGCUGGUGCAUUUUAUGUGACCACUCAAUGAAUACAAAAAUGCGUAUGGUACUGGUUUGUCUAUUCUAUUUCACUGAAGAAACAUGGCUGUGCUGGAUGGAGACCUGUAUGAAGGAGAUUUGUUCCUAUAAUGAUUAUUUUAAGUUAAACAAACAAAAAAUUGUAUAUUUAGGUGAUUAUACAGUAGUUGAACAUGUCAAAGGACAUUGUACUCAGUUUUGUGCCUAGUCUGUUCUGCUGAAUGCUGUAAAUUGUUGAUACAUCUUUACCUUUUUCUUUUAUUUAGAUAUUCUCUCUCCAUUAUUUGGGACCCUGAAAGAGUCUGUUCAGGUAUGUAAAGAUAUCUUUUUUUCAGUUUCAGCAGCCCAACUCUUGUGUUGGCAUUCAUGGUCCAUAAGUUAGUUGUCCUGCUAAGUACUUUGGUUCAAAGUGUAAUGUAUCAGCAGUUAAAGCAUGAACUAAUGCCAAACAGUGGAAAAAAUGUGUUCCUUUAAAUUUGGACUUGUACAUCACAGACCCAAUUAGCUGAUCAGUGUGCUGCAGGUGGAGGAGCAUGUAACUAUGUGCCACACCUGUGGAUGGGACACAAAUAAACUUACUGACAGCAAAGUAAAGCGAUGAAAACUCCAACAGAAAACCUGCGGGUGAUAAACUGUUUUUUGACAAGUACCUCAUAUAACCCCACUUGAAAAAACAAACUGUCACCUUGUGAGCUUUCUGUGGCAUCUGAAGUAUUUCCCCUGCUAAAGCACAGGCAUGCAAGAGUUUUCAUUGUGAGCAUUAUUUAUGUCUGUUUAGCAGCUAAAGAGAAGCAACACUAUAGUUUGACUUCCUCUCAUCUUAGUUCAGCAUCAGGGACUGGCUCACAGACACCAGUGCACUCUCUGUCCUCACAGUUUAACUACUGCUUUGAUAUCGCCUGGAUGGUGAAGCAGUACCCACCAGAGUUUAGGUGAGUGCUGCCUCUUAUUUCCUACUAUUUAUUUAUCAUGAACUUCCAAACAAAUCAGAUUCGUUGGAGUCUGCGUUUUACAGGUAACAGCUCCUUUUUUCUCAUAAUAUUAUGUUCUCCUAGCUCUUCUGUCUUUUCAUCAUGGUUCUACAAAAAAAACAAUACUUUCCAGAAUGUUAUGUUGGUUUCAAGUCAUUUUUAUGAACCCGUUUAACCCUCUUAUUCUAAAGCCUUGAUCCUGAUCGGUCAGAAGCCCAUGACAAUAUCAAAUCACAAUGAGACUUUAAACUCCCAAAUAAUCAGCAUAAUCAUCCUCCUCUGUUUUCUGGUCUUGUUUCAAGGGAUUGUCCAGUUUUAAUCGUGCAUGGAGAUAAGAGGGAGGCCAAGGCCCGGCUGGUGCAGCAGGCUCAGCCUUUCCCACAUAUUCGAUUCUGCCAGGUACACACUCGCCAACAAAGGCUGCAGUUGUUGAAGCAACCUUUUAUUCCAAGUUGCUUUUUGUCAUCUGCAGAUGACAUAAACUCGAGGAUUUUCCUGGGCUCACAGGUGUGUGUGUGUGUGUGUUUUUUGUCUUGCCAGGCUAAACUGGAUAUUGCUUUUGGGACUCACCACACGUAAGCGUCUUUUUAUUGUCUACAUGUUAUUUAUUCACAAAGCACUCCUACACUUAAAGGACAAGUAAAUCAAAGUCUGUGAAUCCCUGAGUGUGCUGCCCUCUUGUAGGAAGAUGAUGUUGUUGUGGUAUGAGGAAGGCUUCAGAGUCGUCAUUCUGACCUCUAACCUCAUCAGAGCUGACUGGUACCAGAAAACGCAGGGGUGAGUCUGUCUGUCCUGUAACAUCACUUUAACUUAACUGAGAACAGGUUCAUGCAGUCACAUCGAACAAAGAAGAGAUGUCCAGUAGAUAGUGAUGACUUUGUACUCAAACCAGGAUGUGGAUGAGCCCUCUGUUUCCACGGUUACCGAAAGGCAGUAGUGUGAGUGCAGGUGAGUCACCUACCUUUUUUAAGAGGGACCUGCUGGAGUACCUUUCAUCAUACAGAGCGCCAGAACUGGAGGAGUGGAUCCAACGCAUCAAAGAGCACGACCUCUCAGAGACCAGGUAAACAUGAGACACGCACUUGAGCACAUACUGGAUCAUUUCACACAGACUGACCUGGUUACAGAUAAGAGAAGCUAUACUAAAGAAAAGGAAAUACAAUAACAAUUGUAAUGUUAAAACAUCAAUUAAAGACAGAAAAUCUGAAUGCAGCUUGCUAACAACUAACUAAUACCAGUACCUUUCAUCAUCAGGGUUUAUUUGGUUGGCUCAACACCAGGGAGAUAUGUGGGUCCUGACAUGGAGCGCUGGGGUCACCUGAGGUUGAGAAAGGUCAAAGUUAACUCUCUGCCAUGUCAAAAGCUAUGAUUCCGUUUACAAGAAUAAGAGACUAUAUUUCUUAUGCUGUACAACAAUUACAGCAGUUUAGAAAUUUGUAAGAAAUGAUAGUCAGCACUUAAGUAUUAAACUGUUUCUCCUCUACCUCUUAUUUUUACCAGCUGUUGUUCGACCACACAGAUCCUGUCCCGGAUGCGGAGAGGUGGCCUGUGAUUGGUCAGUUCUCUAGUAUUGGCUCAAUGGGGGUGGAUAAGACCAAAUGGUUGACAGGGGAGUUUCAGCGCACCAUGACCACACUGGGGAAGUCAUCUUUUCGCCCUGACCCUCCCAUGCACCUGGUAUAACUCUGCAACAAAAACUUCUCAGUGUCUGACAUCAGUGUAGUUUUUCUUAUAAGUUAAUACUGUUACCUAAAAGAUAACCUUUAAAGCAUGUCACUUAUGUGUGAAUGUGUUGCAGCUGUAUCCAUCAGUUGAAGAUGUGAGGACUAGUUUAGAGGGUUACCCUGGUGAGUAAAGGAUUCAUUUGUAAAAAUUUCAUUUAUUUCACAGUCAAAAACAUCCUCUCCUAACAAAUAAAGGUACUGAAUAAAGGUUUAUUUUGUCCCCAGUAUGAAUAGUGUGGCAUUUGUAGUUUAAUAAUGCCCCGGAGCAUUAGUGUGUGAUUGAUGUGGAUUUUUCUGUGACUGCUAUGUUGUUUUUUUUGCAGCGGGAGGCUCUCUUCCAUACAGCAUCCAAACGGCCCAGAAACAACUCUGGCUCCACUCCUACUUCCAGUAAGUUCACUCUUUAACUGAUCCAAGUUUGGCCUCGAUAUACUCAUAAUACUGUAUAAAAACAACUAACUAAGUCACAGGAGUUUCCCAGUCUAUCUUCAUUUUUUCCAUUCAGUAAAUAGUAAUGUAUUCAUUUAUUACCAUAAAUAAAUGUACCUGUUCACACUGUUAAUGUUCUUAGAUGUAUUUGUUUCUGAGAUACUGUAAGAAGGGGCUUUUUCAUAGAUUUAAAGUUUACUAAGUUUGAGGUAUUUACUUUUUUAACGUUGUGCUCAUGCAGCCGUUGGAAGGCAGAUACGACAGGAAGGAGUCAUGCCAUGCCACACAUCAAGACGUACAUGAGAGCAUCACCAGAUUUUACUCAGCUCGCCUGGUUCCUCAUUACAAGGUGAGUACAAUGUUGAGAGGGUCACACUGCAGGGGAAAAGGGUACUGGGCCCUAAUGUUAGAGCAGCAGUGCAGUCUAGUAUGAAAAAAAAAUCAUAUCUGCAGACUCAAAAGGCCCAAAUGGGGGUCUACAAAGAGCCUCGAGCAUCAACACUAAAUCCCAUGAGGGAAAGCUGGGUUUAAACAAAGACCUCAGCCUGCUGACUCCCUUCAGGAAGGGUAUAGCAGGAGGGUGAUUGCCUGGCAUCACUCCAUCAAACCAAGAUAGCAUGCAGAUAUAGUCAUCAAAAAGACCCUAAUUGUUGAGAAAGAGGGACGCUUAUCCAGCAGCUCCUGAAGGAAUGUUAAAACAUCUACAAUAGAGCACUGAAAUGGGGGUACAUUUCAGUCCUGACACCACUGCUCAAAUGCCCGCCAUUUGUUGGCAUAUAAGCCUCUAGUACAGGGGUGGGCAAUCAUGUGCCAUUGAGGGCCGAGAGGCUACAGGUUUUCUUUCCAACCCAAAACUCCACCAGGUGAUUUCACAGAUUAUCUUACCUCCAAGCAGAGAGCAGGGACUAAUCAGUGAAACCACCUGGUGGAGUUUUGGGUUGGAAAGAAAACCUGCAGCCUCUCGGCCCGCCAUGGCACAUGAUUGCCCACCCCUGCCUAGUAGAUGAUACCCUUGCACUCUGGUUCGUUGCCACUACAUUUGGAGGCAGACCACCGUCGUGUUUUCCGUCCUGAUUAGAACAUGUUGGUCUAUCAGAACAGAAUGCUAAUAUCUCCAGGUGGUUGAUGUGGAGCCUGCAUUGUGCUGGCGUCCACACCCCUCUCACUGCUGUGCCCUCGCACAGAGCCCUCCAACCCCUCAGAGAUUCGUCUGUGGAUACAACCUUGUGAAAAGACACCCACCCUAUAGGGGACCCUUGUUGUAGAAAACUGGGUUCCAUCCACGGGAGAUGAGCCAGCACGCACAGCAGAGUUAUCAUCAGCCUGCUCUGGCGGUGACGUGGCAUGCACAGUCUGUGAGCUUAAGUCCAGCAUUUAAAUGUUCCCAUCUUCAUCAGCUCAAGCGGCACUACAGCGAUCAUAGAUGCAGUUUGGGCAAGGCAGCAGUGAAACGCAGGCACCCUCUGCGCUGACAGGAGUGCUCGACUCCAAAGCAAGCACAAUUCCAGCCCAAGGAAAGAAAACUGUUGACUCGGGGUUAGUGAACUUUCAGUAGAUUUACUGAAAAGCCCAGCAUUUGGCUCUGGAGCUCGCAGAAAGAGUCCAACUGGCCAGAUAGGGUUAUAUGCAAAUACCUUAUUCAUUACUUUAAGGAGAGUUGCAACUGAGAUCAAUACUGAGUGUAGCAAUAUGAAUUUAUAAUAAAUUUCUUAAGAUUAUUAUUUGAUAAUAAUCUUGAUUUAUGACAUUUAUGCACUCGUUAAAAGGGGCACCAGUGAGUAGUGAGUGAAUAUGCUCAAACAUAUUAACCUACAUUAACUUUGGUGUCAAGAUAAAUUUGGAUGUGGUUAUCUGAAUUGAAUGCAUUAGACAGCAUAAACCCUGUUUGGAGCUCUGGGGGUUUGGAUACUUAAGUGAGGCUGGUCCUUGGAGAAGAUAGAGCAGGUUCCGAAGGUCCAGGCUACCGGUUCGAGAGGUUCAGCUCUGAAGAGGACCAAAGUCAGACGAAGGACAGGCCAGGAGUCACAGCACACAGGCCUGAAUGCAAAAAACAAUGCCCUAUGGUUCCUGUGGUCUCACUGCAAUACUCUGGUUCAGAGGAUGACUUUGGGCCUGCUGGGUGGCGUUCAGAGGUGACUUGUCAAUCACGCAGAUAACCAAGAAAAAGAGGCUCGAUGACCAGUUGAAACUAUUUCAAAAAUGGCUUUGCAAAAUUAAAGAAAAAUCAAUUAAAGGCUUAAUCUUGGAUUGCUAUGUGCACAAAAAGUUAAAGUUUCACAACUUGAACUAAGACGAUGUUAAAGAAAAAUCAACAUGAAUGAACACGUGGUGGAAAACUUAAAAGACUAAGGAAAAAAUUAAGACAAAGAAAAAACAAGCUAAGAGGGAACUUAGCAGAAAAAAGGAAAAACAAGGGUGUGAAGAGCAAAAGGCAAGAGAGAAGAAAAACAAGAGAGACGUAAGAGAGGGCGAGCACCCCAGCUUUACUGGUUUUAUACUCUUCAAACUGGGGGUGUCUCUGAGGUGUGAGGAGAGAAAGGAGGGGGUCCUGAUCCCCAGCUGCAGCUUACAGAGAGGAGACUUUUAAGAGCCCUGAUUGUUUGAUCCAACUUAUACUUUGGCCAGUAAAGGAGUCAGAUCAAAUAUUCACUCUAACCUGUAAUUGGACUAGUUGUAGUUAUUCUCUUUGGAUUGUACUCACAGAGAGAAUGGGAAAGAUCAACCAAAGUUAGGAUUUAUGGUUGAGCUGAUAAACCUGACGCUUCCCAGCCAAGGUGUGAUGACAGAUGUUUAUCUGAUCGAGUGGCCCUGCAGUUCUUUCCUGCUGGCCAUAAACAGUGUCUUUGUCUCUUUGAAGUAGAAAGGAUAGAAAGUUUGUGUUUUGGGAAGGCUUCUUUAGUUAUCUUGUAUAGGGACAGGAGGUUGUAGAAGGAUUGUGAUUUGGUGUUAAAGGUUUACACCAUCUUGUCUCCGGUGAGCAGAUAUUAUUACUAUUUAUAUUACUUAUGUAUUACUUAUAUUAUUUUGGGGGGUUGGGAUGAGAAACUGGUCGUCUCUGUUACAUGAGUGUCAUGGCAAAGGCUGUAAAUACUUAUGUAUAUGUUAUAUUUUAGUUUUUUAUUUUUCAUAAACUUGCAAAAGUUUCAAACAAACUUUUUUCACUUUGUCAUUUUGAGGUAUUGUGUGUCGAAUUUAAAGGCGAAACAUGAAUUUGGAAUAAGGCUGUAACACAAGAAAAUGUGAAAAAAGUGUAGCUCUGUGAAUACAGAUGCACUGUAAAAAUAUUUCCACCAUAAAUUGUGGCUUAAAAAUAGGGCUACUAAUAUUAAAUGAUCAGUCAAUACUACUUGUUUAUGAGACAGUCAUCAGUCUGUGUCACUGCAGUUAAGACUGCAGCUUAAAUUUGACAAAACAAGAGUUAUACGGAGCCACGCCAGGCGUCAUGAUCAAAAAACCAGAUUUGAACAUAUUACCCUAUCAAUCUGAUUAAACCCCCAUCAAUUAAAAACUUCAAUGAAAAAGUAAAAAAAAAAAACAGAUAAUAUCUAUUCACAUUUUUGCUUGCCAAAGUUUUCAUCCACACAGCUGUAGUUCAAUAAUAAAGCUUUUGUGUUUCAGUGCCAACCUGUCUAAAGCAGCAUGGGGGGCACUGGAGAAGAACAACAGUCAGGUGAUGGUCCGUUCAUACGAGCUGGGAGUCCUCUACCUGCCCUCUGCCUUUGUAAGAGCAUCUCUUAACAUUUUUGUGGUUCCAAACAAGUAAUAGAAAGUUUUCAUAUGUGCUUAAAAACAGUCAAAUCUCUCAUGACAGCAGGGGUUGUGGUUGUGAUGGUUUCUGUCCCCAGAACAUGAAGACUUUCACUGUUUACAAAAACCCCUUUCCGGUCUCCUCCUCCUCCUGCUCUGGUUUUCCUGUGCCCUUUGACUUGCCUCCUACAUGCUACUCUCCUAAAGGUACAAGUGUGUGUGUAUUUAGAUAGAUCAUUUAUGAAAUUAGUUGGUUUUCAGCAUUUGACUCUUGUUUACCUGUGGUGCAUGGGUCGACCAGUAUUGGUUUGUCAGGGCUAAUACCAUACUGAUUAUUAUGCGUUCAUUAGAGAUAGAAUAGAUAUAUUGUGGGUGGGACAUUAGGAGGGAAAGACACACCAGCUAUCACUCUUUUUGAUUAAUUAACUUGACCAGCCUUUGGUAAAAUUAAAGGCAGAUGCAGAUAAUAAUCCAAAUACUGGAAAUCUGCCCCAGUGAUCGUCCAAGUUGGUGUUAAAUGUAAAUGUAUUCUUGGCAGAUUUUUAAUUUUUCCAGCCACACCCCUUCAACAUCCUUAGUACACCUCUGGUCUCAUUUUUCAAUUCUGAAGUUGUUGCUUUGUAAAUUUUUCCUGCAGCUGGUGUUAGUGCAGAUAGAGUGAUAUCUUGUGUUUUUUGGAGGGGUAUUUUACAGCAUAAACACCCCCGAAACCAAAACUAAAAUCCAUAUUCCACAGAGCGCAUUCCGUCAGCACUGCGUGUCACACAGAAAAUAGGUUGCCAUUCUUAUCAGUGCAGCAUCACAUACAGGAUGCACAUCAGCUCCAUCUUUUCUCUGUCCCAGAAGUGUGUGGAUGCGCUGCUCUGAAAAAGUUACGCACAGUCGAUUUUCUCUGCUUUACGCUUCCAGCACACGUCACUCUACACAGGGAAGAUUAUUCUAGACAGGAGGUGAAGCAUGGAAAACACACCUUCUUCUGGUAAAUUUCAAAAUAAAACACUACAUGCGAACUCCCGACUGUAGAUGAGAAAGAUUUAUCAGUAACACAGAACAAUCCAGUAGUCAAUCCCUGAUUCACGUGGACCUCAACAGGACUUUUAACUGCUAACUCUGUCUGAAGGUAACAGCACAGCAUCAAGGAACAUAGUUAACUUUAUUAAACACGAGUAAACCUGCAAAAAUCGAAAUUGUUAAGUCACGUUGCUUUUUCACAUACAGUAGAAGCUCAAUAGCCACUGAAUUAUAUCCAAAUUAGUAGGAAAUCGACCACAGAAAGGCAAAAUAACCUGUUGUGAGCAUGUUGUUUCCUCUAUACUGAUGGCCCAGCAGCUGCACUCCUAAACACGGAUCCUGUAGGCUAUGAAGUGUGCUGCCCAAUGGAGCAGAGACGCCACAAAGUACAAAGGCAUUUAACAUUGAUGCUGUGGAUAAUGGGCUGAAGUGACUGUUUUUAUCUUAUUUCUUGACCAAAAAUGUCUCAUUAGACUUGAAUACAAGUAACAUUCAAGAUAUUACAAAGCAAAAAUAAGACGUGAAUUCGAAAAGAAGCUGUUUUUGGGGCACAAAACUAUUUCCUUUCACAUUCUUUGAAAUUAGAAGUCCACUUCCUAAAAAGAGCCUAAUUUCUGUAUUCAAAACUUAGGUAAUAGCAAUUCAGGCCUUUUUUUUGCUCAUAAAAUCUUUAGCGAAGAUAUACAUUUGUACUUGUAAUGUAAUGUAAUAAAUAGCUGUAACUAAGUUGGAUAUGAUUUUUUUUUUUUUUACUUAAAUAAGACAAGACACUUAAUUAGGUAGAGAUUUAGUUCAUGAGAUACCUCUGACAUCUGAAUGUGUGACUGCAGCAUGUUUUUCCACUCUGUGAGGUUAAGAUGACUCUGCUGCAGACAGAAAUGUGUCCAUGUGUCCUAUGUAAUGCUCUGUUUAUAUAUGUUAAGUCAGGUUUCAUUUUACCCUCUCCUUGUCUUUCUUUAUUCUCAGAUCAGCCCUGGAUCUGGAACAUACCGUACAGCCAAGCUCCUGACACACACGGCAACAUCUGGGUUCCCUCCUGAACACACUCACACACACACACACACACACACACACACACACACACACACACACACACACACACACACACACACACACACACACACACCUGUUAUUAUACUACAUAAAGCCUGCUGUUUUGUAGCUGUCAGUGAUAUGUCUAGAUGUUAGUUGUCAGUAGCAUAUAUUUUUAUAUUUUACACCAAACUGUAAGCUCAUGUUUUCUACUAAUAAAUUGGCUAAAAAUACUAGUAUUCAGUUGUGAUGUCUGUUUUUCUUGUAAAUUUUGCAGCAGGAUUUCAACUCAAAAGGGCACCCUUCAUUAGUUCGGGUUAAACAUGAAAAAGAUCCAAUCGUGCAAAACAGUAAUAGAAUAAUGAAGGAACAACUACAUAAAAGUGGAAUCAACAUCAUAUUUUGCAUCCUCUUUUAUAAGACUUUUUUCUUUUAGCUUUACUGAAAUAUCAGAGGUAAAAGACUAAAUAUCCUUAAAUGUGCUAAAACAUGAAGUCAGAUCAGCUAAAUCUAGCAGAUUCAGCCUCUUAUGAGAUCCAGGAUUCUCUAGUGAUCCACUUCUGCAAAUCCAAAGACCUUGCACAGCAGAUUUUGUCAUUAUUCUAUAUAUGCUGAGUCAGAAGUAGGUGUUUUCUUCCUGAAUAUCAUCCUGCACUCAGUUUUCCUAAAAGAAAAAGGAUUUAACCCAAAGGAGGGUGCAUCUUUAAGAAACAGGUUCAGGACAUGCAAAAACCAAAAUACUGCCCCAUUAGCAGUUAAACCAUUUUCCCCUCAUACAGCUAUGGAGCUCUGUAAUCAGGACUGACAAUACUGAAGGUUUUCUAAUCUAUCAGGUAGAUAAUUGUAUUCCCGUGCUUCUUCUGGUGUUAAUUAGUCACUGAUUAGUCUGCUGGAAGGCAAACAAGCAGGAGUCUGUGUAAUGAACACAAGAAGCACUGAUUGAUGGAAGAGCCAUGCCUGAGUUUCUUCUGUUUCUGACACAUCAGGGACACUAAAGGGGGAAAAAAAUGUUGUCACAAAUAAAAGGACUUAAUUAACAUGGCCUUGUGGAAGGAAAUGACUGCCUUAUUUUCUGGACUUGUUUCCAACCAUUAUACAAAAUGUCUUGGAACUUUUUUUUAAAGACACAGGGGCAGCAUUUAAGUUAUCAGUGUAAAUAUCCUUAAAUCACUUUAUGGUGCUGAGGUCAAGCUCUAAACUGUUACGGACAAUGAUCUUGGCUGCUUACUUGAUUCUUUGCACACCACUGAUUGCAAACAUAACAUUCUCAAGGGUCUGAAAAGUUUAUCACAACACAAAAUGAAUGAAAACAAAAAAAAAAACUCUAUUACAAAUUACUCAAAGUCUGUGGCAUCAUAUUGUGUCCACUUCAGUCCAUGUCUGCGCUGUGCAGCUCUUUAAAAUCUGGGCUUUUCGAAGAAGACAGUGGCAUUUUUAUUUUACAGUUCACAGCUUUAGAUCUUGUAUUUUUCCAACACAUUUAACUCAAAAGGGAGUAACCAAAACUCAAAUGCAUUUUCUUCACUCUUUGUUUUUAACUGAUAUUUUUAUGACAUUAUAAAACCAAAUAAAAUUCAAAACCCUGACAUUUCUGUUCAACAGUGUUGGUGCCUAUAUCGGACAGUGGUCUUUGCUCAUCUCCCCUUUCCACCCCACAUGUUGCUGGUCUUGUCUGCUCUUGGAUGUCAUGAAAAAGUUGAGAGUAUUAUGAAGAAUAUGGUUUCAGAGGCAUGUGGUGUUUUUCUUCAAAGCCAAAUGUGUUUUUGAAUUUGUUAUGGCUUGUAUGUGUUUGUGACUGAACAGCUGAGACUUAAGCCAGGAAAAGAGAUUUGUGAUCUUAAUGGGACUUCUGGGUUAUAUAAAGGUUAACUGAAUAAAUAAAUGAAAAAGCAAAAAAUAGAUUUAAAAAAUCCUUACGGGAGAUUUAAGACAACAUUCAGAUACAACUGCUCGAGCACACUCAUGCAUGAGGGGACAGUAAACCAAACAACAACAAAAAAAGUAUUUUUAAUUGUGUUAAACCCCCAAAAGCAUACAUGUGAUAAAUAACAUGCCAUUCACAUUCAAAUCUUCUAAAAUGGAAGUAAGCUAAAAACAAUAAAUGUAGGAAUACAAAUGCUGUCAAAAUUAGCACUUGUUGCUUACACAAACUAUUUUUUUUUUUUUUGCCAGAGAAAUUAAUUAACUAGCUAACCUAGUGACAGCAAGAUGAUUAUAUUUACAGUAGCUGAAAAGUGAAAUAAGUACUUAAAUGUGCUUUAGACUGAACACUCAGCCACGUCCCCUCCAGCUGAACGAGUGAAAAGAAAGAGUGGACCAAUGCAGGGCUUCAAAAGUCAACAGCUGUUAGUCCUAAAUAAUUUCGAAGGCAUUUUUUGUUAUUUUAUUUAUGUGUUUUUGUGUUUGUAUUUACAUUUUGUAUGUAGUAUCAUUUCAAAGACCAAUGCAUUGUUUUUGAACAUAUCAAGCACAAGUUGUUGCCCUCUGAAGCAAAUGCAUAAACCUAGUCAGUCUACCCGAAUACAUUAGCACAUUAUUUACUGAAAUCUGCACAAGAUCAAUGAAAACACUGAUGACACAAAUUGUGUACAUUUUGCUUUUAUGUACAAAAUUUAUGUUCAAAUUUUGAAGUAUUUGUUCUUAAUUUUUCCAAUUGGAUAACCUAAACCAGUUUGCUAACACCAUGCCCUUUAGUAGAACAGUUUCAAUGCAUUAAGGAAAGAGUGUGUAUUAAUAUUGACUUUCACCUCACCUUUCUUUGUUACAUAUAAAGUGAUAAUGUCGUCUUGAAGCAUACUGACAUGUUGGGCUAAUGAUACAUUUUUGUGCCAAAGCAUCUCAGGGGAUCUGACUGGCUGGUAUUGGUUAAACCCCUGACGCUGACCAAAAUAGGCCUACCCACUGUGGCUUCACAUGGGAAAGCUGUUGUUCUGUCCUUGGUUUUAUUUUUUGAGUCUUAAAAGAUAACGUUUGGAAGGUUUUAUAGACUAACUUUGUUGGCAUGUUGCUUAUGUAAGUUAAAAAUACACAGAGGACUUUUACACUUAUAGACUAUGUUUGUUGUUAGUUAGAUAUGAUUACAGGAAAGGGUCAUACAAACUUCCCUCCCUUGUGAUUUGAUUCAUGUCACUCCUGCCAAACUCAGCACCCCGGCCCCCCCACCCCCACCCCAUAAGCUUGGACACGCCCCUGGGUGCACCACUUUAACUGGCUCACAUUCACUGAAUCCUGGCAUUUCUUUAAGUACAGUAAGUUCUGUAAACUGCGUCUCCCGUCGUUCCUUGCGUCAUUGUGUCAACAUGGCGCCCGUCUGCCGGACAAAAGGCGAAUCUGUCUGACGGAGGAUAGAAGCCCAAUUAGAAACAGAGGAGACAUUUUGGGAAAACUGUCAGUGUCUGUGUGUCCCCGUGGUCCAAGGCUGAAGAUAUAUGGUCAAAUAAACAUCAUUGGAGGCUCGUUGACUGGAAUAUUAAGGUAAGUUUAGUCCUGCAGCUGCAACAACUGCUGCCUUCAAACGGUUCUCCCAGCCCGUUUCCUUUUCUGUGCGGCGAUAUCUGAAAACUCCUUAAAAUUUUCGGCAAUGCUGCGUCGUUAGACCCGGCGGUGAAGCCCAGCAGUAGCUUAACUGUUGUGGACGUUUUUAUCCGAUAAAUGAAAAGUCUGCCUUUGAUUCGGCAUGUUCAUGGUCUACUAAGAAACACUCAAUGUAAGACAACAUCAACUUUUCUCGGUGUACUUUGGUUUGAACGGAGAAGCGCAAUGUUUUAGCACAAUGUGGAAAUUAGGGUAAACGACAGGCAAAGCAGUUCAACAUGUACUCUUUAUUGGUUGUAAUAAGUGUUAUUUUUGAUGAAAUAUACGCCGAAUGGAUUUUCCCCCCCUCCUUGUUCGGCAACACCCCCGGGACACCACCUGUCUUGCAUGUCAAUCUUAAUAGGAGCAAAACAAUGUUGAAAUUAACUUUUUUCCAAUAAGAUUUGGCGUGAUCCUUGAUCAUUUUUGUAAGGGCAAACUCUUUGGCGGGUGUUCUUACAUUUUGGAUUACAGCAGUAAAGUCUUUAAGUGGAAGGAACAGCUCCUCUUUUUUUAUGAAGUUCAGCCUCCAAGGAAGUUAAAAAGUUGCCAACUGUAAUUAAAGGACUUUGUCUGUAUGCUCUGCUGGCUCAUGUCAACAGCAGGCUCCAGUGUAUGCCACGACGUCUGGUUAGGAUCAUAGGGAGGUCACCGGGUUCAGAGAUGUGAACACUAUUUAUAUUUAAACUUUUAUUAGAACCAAGCCAUCAGGCGCAGAAAACAUGAAAGAUGUGUGGAAAACAGAUGGAUAAAGGGACACUGAAGUCCAGUGGUUUGUUACGGAGCAACCUUGGAUACAGUGCCACAGCCUGCUGUCAGUUGAUGUUUUUACAGAGUAAUCCUCAAGGGAGAGGUCAGGGGUCAAGUUUAGAUUCACAGCAGCAUUUGAAGCCUUAAGGUGAUCAGUGUAUGCCUCAAGGACACUUCAGGGUUGUGUGAACUGGAGGAGCACAUUUCUUUGGAGGCAGACAGUAUUAUCCUGUGUGUGUGUGUGUGUGUGUGUGUGUGUGUGUGUGUGUGUGUGUGUGUGUGUAUUUACAUGUGUGUUCAUACUUUGUCUUCCCACUGUUGCUGCUCUGCAGAGAUCUCUGAGCUGUGCUAGUCAGCACUAUUUGAUUACUAGUUCCUCCAUCACUGCUUGCACACAUGGUUUCUGCACUGUCACGUAAUCAUACACGCUAUAACACAAAACACACACCCAUCAAAUGCUGUUCACAUCCAUAAGUAUCACAGCCUCUGACACCAGUUUAAACUGCAGCUUUAGUGUUUUUAAAAAACAUUUUGGCAAUAAACCUAGAAGUUGUGAUUUGGUGAGCUUAAGAACCAUUAUCUGCACGAGUGUGGCUGCUGCUAAGAUAUGUUUGUUCAAUGAAGAAACGAUGCAUAUUUUCUUGUCAGCUAUCAAAAUAAAUCAUCAGAUUAUUAUCUAAGAGCAGAAAGCAGAAGUCGAGUUUUCCGCUUUUGGAGAGGUGUGCAUCUGGAAGCAGUUGUAUCUUUUUGCAAAAGAUGCACCUUCAGAGCUUAGUUAUCUCACUAAACUGCAAGCUAAACCUCCAUGUAUUACUAACUAGUUUCAAUGAAGUCUCCCUUUUGUUUUGUUUUUUGUUUUUUUUUCCUGUGACAAAUCCUCAGUUUCAUUUAAUUUUGGCACCCCCUGAGAAAAUCAUGACCCUUUAUCUCUAUACCAAAUGUUUUUAAAUUUUAGCUCAUGUUUUUUUUGGGGGGAAAACAGAAAAAUGUGUCAGCAUUUCAGGUUUCAGGUUUCCUUGCUGUGGAAAAUGGAAGAACAAGCAGUUUGGAUGGCUUGCAAUCAUUCCUUUUGACACCUACCCUGUAACAGCAAUUCAGACUUUAAACGAAUGAUAAAGAAACUGUCAAAUUUGUUACAAAUGGUUAAGUUUGCUUUUGUAGUUUAUAAAGAGGCAUCACUAUUUAGUUCAGUCAGUUUUACAACUCGUUAAAAACUGCUCACAGGAACUUUAAGGUGUUUCACUUUUUACAUGUUGGUUUGUUGGAAAUGUUGUGGUAGAAGUUCAGGUCAAUCUUUGUCAUCUCUUUUUCUCUUCACUAAAGAUAAAGGUGCAGUGCAUAGUGUUUUGCAGGCAUUAGUGGGAAAAUCGUGGUUGAAAUGAAGUGAAUAUUUAAUGAUAGGAUAAAAAUAACCCAGAUAUGGAAAUGUUUUAUUGUUUCUGUGGAGAUUGUAAGGAGUGGGUUCUUUUCCACAUAGGCCACCUUCUUGCACUGACAAACUAGAAACUUACUUAUUAUUUUAUUGUCAUAUUCUUUUGCAUUUCAUUCAUAGUGGCUGUCUGAUGUUCACUGAAUGAAAGAAGAAGAGAAUGGUUAUUGUGCACAAAAGACUUGAUCAUGAUUCGUGUUUUCAUGGAACAACUUUGGGGACUGUACUUAUCCUGUACAUGAGCUGCACAUGAGCUUCUUGUGCUCGAAGGCCACCAUCAGGUGAACAGGGGGGCUUUUCUAUCCAGAAUCUGAUUGCAAGAUGUGGCUCAAUAUUCCCACACCUGCAUACUGUACCUUUUAAAUAAGGCAUGGCUCGAGCUCAUGUUCUUGACAGCCUGCAACUUUGUAUGAAUCAAAAAUGCCCAGAGAAAUUCAGUGUGUUAAUAUAAUAAGAAAGGUAUGUUAAAAAAAAAAACUGCCGACAAGCAUGAGAGCAGCAAUUACAGAACAAAUCUUUAAACUUAUUUGCUACUUGAAGACAGAGACUCCUGUUUGAGUUUUCACCUUUGCUGGACUCAGACAGCAGGAUGAAUGACCUAGGAAAUAUGUGUUCAAAGAAAGGCAGGUUUAAGAAACUUGUUUGGUUGGAUGGCCUUGUAACCUUUGGUCACUGAACUUAGAUUGACCUCGGGUCAACCAUGAAUGACAACCACAGUUUGCAUUUAGUGAAAGUCCAUUGUUCCGUGUUCUUCCCCCUCAUUCUCCUGCUGUUAUUUCGGCUUGUGUGUCCGCUGCUGGCUAUCAAAAAGGCAUCAAAUGCGUUAAAGAGCAAGACUUAAGGUGAAAAACAAUCUGUAUUUCACUGUAUAUUGGUUUUUGAAUAAUAAUAGUGUAAAUAUAAUGACAUUAUGAAAAUGUGUUUGUUUUGCCUUUUAAGGCUUUUCCACAUUGCUCAUGGUAACAUGUGAAAAUUACGGUGGCGCUGAGAAGCAAAAGACGACAGCAAACCAGAAAACGCAACACAAAAAGAGAAAACACAACGCAAAUCAGAAAACACAACACAAAAAGAGAAAACACAACAGCAAAUCAGAAAACACAACACAAAAAGAGAAAACACAACGAAAUCAGAAAACGCAACACAAAAAGACAAAACACAACGCAAAUCAGAAAACAACACAAAAUGACAAAACACACUACAAAAAGAGGAAACACAACGGCAGAUCAGAAAACACAACACAAAAAGACAAAACACAGCACAAAAAGAGAAAACACAACAGCAAAUCAGAAAACACAACACAAAAAGUGAAAACAACGAAAUCAGAAAACAACACAAAAUGAGAAAACACAUUACAAAAAAGAAAACACAACAGCAAAUCCAAAAACACAACACAAAAUAGAAAACACAAUGGGAAAUUGGAAAACACAAAACAAAAAGCGAAAACAACACAAAAAGACAAAACAUAACACAAAAAAAAACACAGAACAAAAAUACAACUUUAUUGGAAUUGGGUUUUCUAGUUGUGUUUUUUGAUUUGCUGUUGUGUUUUCUCUUUCUGUGUUGUGUUUUCUCUUUUUUGUUGUUUUUUCUGACUUGAGGUUGUGUUUUCUCUUUUUGUGUUGUUUUUCUUUUUUUGUUGUGUUUUCUUUCUUUGUGUUGUGUUUUUAGAUUUGUUGUGUUUUCUCUUUUUGUGUUUAGUUUUCUCUUUUGCUGUUAUGUUUUCUGAUUUGCCCUUGUGUUUUGCAUCUCCAGGCACGGGUAGAAUUUGCAAGUGUCUGACAAUAUCAGGAAACUAGGCCAGAUCAAAGGGCAACCUUAAGAGCCUAAAAAUGAAGCCAGUGUGGAGGUUAAUAAAACUUCAGCUCCUUGAAUGUCAUUGUGAGGGUGUUUUGUUAAAGCCUCAUUAUUCCAUCUAGGCGCAUGUCCAGCUUUGCAGCAGAAACUGACAUUUUCAGAGGUGGUACAGUGAACAGUAUAGAGAACUGUAUGCAACUUUCAUUGUUUGUGCGGUUUAGUUGAUGGACAGGUGAUUGUUUUGUAGCUGUUUGCCAGGAGGCUUAAAGCCCAUCUCAGCUUAACGGACUUGCUUGUGUGGAGAAUGAGGAAAAUUUCGGUCAACUCAGUAUUUCUGCAACUGCUGGGCUUCAGACUUCUUUCCAGAAACCAAUGGACAGCAUCACAGAGAUUACAUGCAGGUUUUCAGUAGAUAUGGAUUUUUUGGGGCCAAUGCCGAUGCCGAUUAUAAGGGGGGGGGGGGGUGUCUGAUUACCGAUUAAUCAGACGAUUUUUAAAAUUUUGUAUGAAGUUAUAAUUCAAAUGAUCAUUCAAAUGAUGCGCUUGAACCAAGAGGUUGUUGCAAGUCUGGUCUCUCUGUAUUAUAUGUAAUUUUUGUAAUUUAUGCUAGAUUUUUUUCAUAUUUUUGUUGGCUGCUGAUGGAUACUUCUGCUGGGCGAAGAGUUUACUCAAGAGAAGAGCUCCUUUCAUUGAGGAAAAGCAAAUCUGGGCGAAAACAUAUAAUUCCAGAGGACAUCAGGAGGUGUUAUCGUGGUAACCGUGCUGGUGCAAAGGUGAAGGCAAAGCUGAAUGCUAGGAAGUGGCGAUAUAAACCCUUUCUUCCAUCAAUCAUCGUGGGAAACGUCAACUCUCUGCCCAACAAAAUCAGCGACUUUUGGCCAAUUACUGAUUAGUCUCGAGCCGGCUAAAAUUGGCCGAUUUAAUUGGCUUGCUGAUAAAUCAGUCAGGCCCUAGAUUUCAACAGUCUGUGGUGUAGAUCAAGUUUGUACCUUUUAUCUAUUAAGCUCUGAUAAAGAGACACGUCCAUCCAGGGUCCUAUAUGAGCAGUUGCAUCUUCACUUCAUUAUUAUAUUCAGGUGAAGCUCAAGUCAACCAUCGGCUACUUUCAGAUUGAUUAGUGGCAGUAAAAAAAGUGGUGAAAAACAAUGGGGCCAAACCAUUUACUUGGAUAGAUUAUUGGCAUUUUGACACAGUUGGUAUCAUAUCCCUCACAGUCGACGUCACUAUCAUCUUUUCUAAAAGAUAACACAUCUUCCCCAUGACCAAUUGUUAGGAUGAUUUUCUUUAGCCAGUCAUGUCAGCAUUUAGGGUGGUUGAAGCUGUGUAACUGAAAUACCACAGAUAUUUUGGUGCCCUACCAGUGGUGCCAUGGGCCUCUGAAAACCAUCCUAAAUGAGAACUUUCUACACCUGUUUAACAUCACUCAAGCUCCCAAAAUAUGUUGUGUUCUGUUAUCACCCCACAUGGACUCUCUGUACUGUCAUUAAAAAGGUGUCAGCAGAAUGUCUGAAAACAUGGACAGCUAUACCUGAUACCUCUCAGACGAGUCUUUGUUACACUUGUGGCAUGCUGAAGCUGUAACCCAGAUCUGCAACCAAUAAGGCAUGGCAAACUGUAGUAUAACCCAAUAACCCAAUAUCUGUGAUUCAUUCAAAACCCAUCAAAUAUAUAUUACUGACUAAGAUCACCAUGUACAUUAGAUUUUAAUGUGCAUGGAGUAAUGAAUCUGUACAUGACUGUUUUUUUUUUAUUUUAACGCAGAUAUUCACCUUAAAAUUAUUUCCUAAUGAUAACAGAUGGCUGGACAAAAAUUUGAGUCCUUUGGUUCAGAUAGACAUCACCACAAAUAUUUUUACAUCUACAUUGAUUUGAUUAAAUUAUAUCAGCAAUUUUGUUUUUCAUUUUUAGUAUCAUUAAUUUGUUGUAUUUUUAAAUGCAAAAAAAACCCCAACAAAAGUGGUAUCGGUAUCAUGUAUUACUCGACCUGCUUUCUCAUGAUCAGCAUUGGCAUCGGCUAUUAAAAAACUAUAAUCAUCAGAAAAAGACUUUUGCAUCAUUGGGUCACAGCAGGUGAAACUGUUUAUUAAAGGUGCAGUGAGCAGAAAUUGGAUUGGUGACAUCUAGAGGUCAUACUCUGAGUUCAGAUGCUCUCUUGCCUCUGGUGUAGGUAAAGCUCCACGUGGCCUACUAGUACUCAUGUGAAAUCUGUAUGAUCCUCCAUUUGUUCAGUUUUUCUAUUAGAAAUGUCUCAGGACAAAUUCUUUUGCACACGAAAGCCACUGUCUUCUCCUUUUAUUUUUUUCCAACUGGUACAUUUCAGACGGCCACCCACCAAAUACACUGACCUGUGUAUCACCAGUCUGUCUGUUAUGUGCCAAUGUAGACACAGUGGCUGAGCAAGAUGGCGACCUACAUUGAGAGGGGACCUGCACUUAUGUAGAUAUAAAGAGUUCGUUCUGAGUUGAUAAAAAAGACUAAUUUUGUAUUCAGGUGAUUAUAUAUCUAUUUAGACUUAAUAAUGGAUCCUUGUCUCCAUCUCUAAAUGGAUCUGCUAAAUGCCAUAAAAUGCUACAUGCUAUGCCUUUAAUAUCUCAGUGCAAGGACAAACAAAAGUACACCACUGUGAUAAACCAACAGAAACCUCCACCUUAAAGUGACGACUCUUUACCUCAGGGUCAAAGCUCAUGUUCCCUUCUAUUAAAAGAACCCUAGAUCUAUGCACACAUUUAGCUUAGAAAAAAAACUUUAUUUUUAAUCUUUAUUUCCAACUUUUAUCUUUGUGAACUGAAUCAAACUUUUCAUUUGUGAGUCUAUCUGAUGUGUCUGUCUAGCUUUAAACGGCAUGACUCAUCCUCUGCAGCAGAAAGUAUAGAGCAUGGCUGCUUGUGAUGUAAAUUUUUCUUGGCAUUUUUCCCAAGACGCUUGCACACACACACACACACACACACACACACACACACACACACACACACACACACACACACACACACACACACACACACACACACACAGACAGUCACUCACCCUCCCUCCCUCCCUCCCUGUUGAAGUGUUGACAUGUCUGCUGACUUUGAGUCUCGGCUGUAGUGAUUUGAAAUGAGCCUCAUACGGUCGCACCAAAAUAUAUGUAGCGAUUUGAAAUGAGCCUCACAAGGCCGCACCAAAAUAAUACUUGGCGAUUGGAAUUUAUAAUAAAUGUCUGAAGAUUAAUAAUCUCAAAUUAUGACAUUUAUGCACUCGUUGAAAGGGGCACCACCCACCCUUAAUGGUGGGAAAAUAAAGAAAACAAAAGUUUAAUUCAGAAAUCAAACAUCAAGUCAGUUUUAAUUAAUCAGUCUUAAUUAAUCAGUCUUAAUUAAUCAGUCUCAUAUCUUAAGUCGAAAUUCUAAUUUCAGGGACUCCACUUCUGGAAGAACACUAACAGACAGGAACUUAGAAAAAUAAUGAUCUGUUUAUUACAGGAUAAAUGAUGGUACAACACACAUGCAAUAAAUGAUGAUAAGAUAAUGAAGAUAGAUAAUAAUAGGUGAAUAAAUAAAGAUUCUGAGUCAGGCUAGGAGCACUAAAGUUAAUGAUAGUGAGUGAAUAUGCGCUAACAUAUUAACCUACACUAACUUUGGUGUCGAGAUAAACUCGGGUGUAGAUUUGGAGGAAUCUAAGAUCACCAGAAAUAGGUGGAUAUCUGAGUUAUGAACGCGUGAGACAGCAUCAGCCCUGUCUGGAGCUCUGGAGGUUUGCAUACUUAAGUGAGACUGGUCCUUGGAGAAGAUGGAGCAGGUUCCGAAGGUCCGGGGCUACUGGCGGUUCGAGCGGUUCAGCUCAGAAGACGACUGAAGUCAGCCGAAGGAUGAGCCAGGAGUUGCAGCACUCGGGCCCGAAGCAAAGCCAGCGCCUGUGGAUCCUGUGGAUGCUCGUUUGGGUACUUCUUUGGUCUCACUCAAAAACUCUGGCACAGAGGAUGACCUGGGCCUGUUGGGUUGCGUUCGGAGGUGACUUUGAAAUCACGCAGAAAACUCAGAAAAACGAGGCUCGAAGAGCAGAGAAAACUUUCAAAAAUGGCUUCGCGAAAUUAAAGAAAAAUCAAUCAAAGGCUUAAUCUUGAAUUGCUAUGUGCACAAAAAGUUGAAGUUUCAAAACUUGAACUAAGACGAUGUUAAAGAAAAAUCAACGUGAAUCAACACGUGGCGUAAAACUUAGAAGACUAAGAAAAAGUUCUAAGAGAAAACAAAGAAACGCACCACAGAAGGGUGUGGGCAGAAGAGAAGGGGCAUAAGAGCCGGGGACAAGAGAGUCAGCAGAAGAGCAGAAGCAUAAGAGGAAUAAGAGGCGUAAGAGAGUGAGCAACCCCACUUCACUGGUUUUAUCUUCUCACACUGGGAGUGGCUCCGGCGUGUGUGUGUGAGACAGAGGAGGGUCGUGUGGUCUUUGAUUAUUUGAUCUAACUUAUUCUUUUGGCUGGUAAAAGAGUCAGAUCUGAUACUCACUCACUAUGAUUAAUAUCAUUGAAUGCUUGGUUUCAUGACAAAUAAUUUGACACUAAACACAUAUGAAUGAAGUGUAGGAUCACAUCAAACAUUCUCAUUAUGUUUAAAGUAUCACAUUGAACAUGCUAAAUUACUCUGAAAUGAAACAGAUAGUAACACAUGGAAACUGUGAACAACAAAAGAGUAAAUACAUGUGAAUGAACGUCAUCAUGAUUAAUAAUGGAUUCUAAAUACUCACAUUCAGGUUAUUCAAUGACAUUAUAACCACCUAAUGGUUAAAAAUACUAAAUAAACGAUUAAAAUAUAGAACAAACAUUUCUAAACCAUUUCUGUUAAUUAGAGCUAAGUUAUGAGUCACAAUCAAUAAAUUUAACUCUUAAAAGUUCAUGAAACAGUCUGAAAAGCUGUUGGUCUAAAGAUAUCGGGAGUGAUAAUUUGGCUUCUGAAGCACAUAGAAAAACGGGAAACAUCUCAUUUUAACACAAAUUUCAUGAUUAGACAGAUUAGUACAUUGCUGAAUGCAUAAGAUGUCAGGAUCAGUCAUUUGUAUUCUUUCACCAAAGGAAUGUAGUCUUUAUCAGUGCAUGGUCGAGCAGGGUUUUACGACCGAGGUCUGGAGGUCAGUGUCCCCCCUUUUCCUAGGGUCCGUAUGUUCACACACUUUAAGACACUAAAUCUCAAAUGGGAGAUCUGGGUUGAGACGUUAAUGUUUAUUUAGAUGGUCAGCAAAUGGAGUCAGUUUGAAAGGUAAUAAAAACUCUGUCUCUGUUCGCCGAACUGACCAAUCCUGAAGAGUCAGAGGUUUAGUCAACCUCCGGUUGGGUCAUUAUUUAACCUGAAAGUGCAAACACGUCUGGAAAGAUUUAUAUCCUGUUUCCUGGGACCAGAUAAGGAAGCUUUCCUGUGAGGAAUGUGUGGGUUUCACAUCCAGGGUUGUCUUGAUUGCUACAGUCCCCCCUUCGUCACGGUGGUCCUGUCCAUGGAGCAUCGGGACGACGAGUAGACAACCAUGAAGCAGCAGCAGGUGUAUGCAAAUAGGACUGAUGCGUCUCGUCAUCACUAUGUGAAUCACUAGUACUGCUUUGAGAUAAAAUUAAGCAUGCAUUAAGCUAUCAAAUAAAAUAGUCUUGUUGUUAGACUUUUCUCAGUUAACUAUUGGUAGACUAAUGUGAAAGAAAAUCUCCUAAUUUUCAGUAUUAAUGAGAUUUAGGAAAGCACUAUUUAGUCUGAAUGCUAACUGGAUCUAAAGAUAUAGCUGUUUUCCAUGCUUGCUGGAGAAGUCUGAAAGUUCAAUUUCAGUUUCAAAAAUGGUUAAGACUUAGGUGGAAAAGAAAUGUCUGCUAUAGACAUAUUAACCAUCUGUGUAUGAGCAUAGUCAACCUGAAUCACAAACAUCAAAUGUUUACUGCACAGAGUUUCUCUUAAACUUUGUUAAACUUGGGGAUGAUGCUCUUAUUGGUUUGACUAAUUAUCUGCUGUUGAGUCUGAAAUUUGUCAGUCUGAGUCUUAAUGACAGAAAUUUCAGGUUUUAAUCUGUUCAUGGGAUAUUUGACAGCUGACAAGCUGACCAUAUUGACAGAGGAGAGACAAAUGCUAACAAAGAAAGCAGCAACUGGGAUUGCAGUCAUCAAUGUAUCACCACAGCAUUUGGAUAUCUUAUUGGAGUCAUUUAGCUUUGGCUAGGUGACUUCUGCUUUCGCAGGACUCACACCUUCAUGACUCCACAGUGUUAAUCUCAGUGGUUAGCUGAGUUGUCAUGUUUAUUCACCUUCAAAGUGGAUGAAACCGAUUGAGGUGGAUAAUAAGAUCGUCGUUUCUGAGAGUGUGAUUUACUCUGAUUCUGCCAGUCAUUCACCCCCCUUUGGCGGUGUCGAUGGUUUUUCCUUUGUCUGGGACAAAACCCAUCGUGACGGGAGUCUGAAUAACAACAGUUGGUCUCAAAGUUUACCGGGCAUUGGUCUGUGUCAGACCUGGGCCUUGGUGUGUAACUUUGACCUUUGUGAGUUUGUUGAGGUCGAAAAGGUUUUGGAGGCCUGGUUAACCACUCGUUUGGAGGCUUAUCGAAGCCUGAAAAUACACAAUCUGAAGCUUCGUUCAGCUCCAUGGGCAGUGAUUUUGUCUCCAUAGCCAAGAGAGUAACAGGCUCUGCUUUCUUAGCCAAAGUUUGUCGUUGUUUGGCAAAACCUUUUACAGCAAGUUCACGAAGCUGUCGGCUAGUCAAAGUGUUUGGACAAGCUAAGACGCCAAGGUGAUGACUGGUGGUAGGGUGGAGGUUCUGGACGAACAGCGUUUUGAAGUUCAAGUCCUCCUCCAUUUCUGGUUCAUUUCGGAAACCAAAGUAAGCUUCGCGUAAGCGGUUGUAAUACUGUUGGGGAGAUUCUAAUCUCCCUUGUUUAAUAGACAGAGCAGCAGAGAGGCCUGUCUGGGUCAAAUAGUCAGAAAACUCUUCAAUUAAUGCUUGGCAGAGCAAGUCAUAAUUAUUUCUGACAUGAUAAGGCUGUCGUUCAAGGAAACUGCUAACCUCUCGACUUGACGUUGCCUUAAUAAGGUAGAUUUUGUCAUCAAUGGUUGCACCUGGAAAUUUCCUCAGGUAAAAGUCAAUGUCUUUCAAGUAGGUGCAGGUGUCAGUAGCACCUUGGUGCUCAGGUUCAAAGCGUGCUAUGUUGCGAGCAAUUUUGUCAAGAUCCCUGUCUGAGGGAGAUGGUAAGAAGCCAUCAUGAGGAGGAGAGUAGGACUCUUGGUUUAAGGAUGACCUCUCAGGGUCAAGCAGGGUCCUGUCAUGAUGCUGAGAGAGAUACUUAAGAGUUGGUUUGGAAGGAAGUGAUGGCGCUCUCUCAGGAGGCUGAUCACCUAUCAUUUCUUCAAGAAACGUUUGCUCCAUGCGUUCUCUUUGGGCUCGACCUGACUGGAGGGAGCAUUGUAACUCUCUUUGGGCAUCUUCAAGUUCUUUGUCUGUCUUUUCUUGCCGUUCUUGACAAAGAAUUAACUGUCUUUGAGCUAUCUGGAGCUGGUGCUGUAAGGUAGAAGUUUGCUUCUCCUUAACUUCAAGAGCUUCAGCACGCACUUUGACCAGUGCUUUCAAAGCUUUUACAUCUCCUGUUGCUUGCUCUAGUAGGGAUUCUGACUGUAUCAGAUCCUCUGUGGUCUUAGCAAGCUGCUUAUUCGUGUCAUCAAGUUCUUUCUCCUUUUUGUAAAGGGUCUCAUUAAGUCUUUCAAUCUUGUCUUUAAGAUCAAGAUUUUCUUCAUGACUUAUCAGUGAGGGAAGCUUUGACGCUUCACAUCUGGCACUGUGUUUUUCUAAAACACUUAGAGACUUCUUAGUCUCUUCUAGCGUCUUUUUCAGAGCGCUGUUUUCGUCUUUUUGCGCCUUUAUCUUUGCUAAAGCGCAUUCCAGCAAGUAGUCUUUAUACUCAAGCUGAGAAGACAUCAUGACAGACAUGCAUCUAGUGAGCUCUUUGUCACGAAGUGUCGUGGUUAAGGCUGUUUCCAGUAAGUCAGCCAUUUCAUCCUCCGGAUUGGAGGGUUUGGCCUUUUGAAUCUUAGUCAUGUACUGAGGUAUCAGCUGACUAGUCAAGUUUGCCAACACUGGGUGUAUGUCCCUCAGGGGGUCUCCCUGGCUGGACUCUUUUGUGUUAGGCAUGUUUGGUUUUGGUAAAGAGGUGCAGGUGGUUGGUUGAUGAGUUUGAGUUGACUUAAAAUGAAAGGAAGAAGCAAAAUAUCAAAUUAAGUGGGUUAAUCGACUUAAUUUAUCAGUGCUUGAUAAAGAGGAAGAGCCUAUCUGAGUAGAUCUCUAAUGGAGAGAAAAAUAACAUAAAGUUAAAUUCAUUUCAAUGAAAAUUGAAAGAAAAAGGUGAAAUAAUGUUAAAUUAAAUUUAACAUCAGAUACAGAACCAUUGAAUAAAGGGUUCAGUUUGUCUCCGUGUUGCAGAGAUCAGCAAAGCUUAAAUAAACUGCCUGAUGCAGUUGGAUGAAUUUGAAAAAUCAAUGAAAUUGUCAAUUUAAGGAAUUAACUCUGAAAUUAAUUCACAAAUUGCAAUGAAUCCAAAGGUUCAACUACCAAAUCCAUCUGGAGUGUUAAAAUAAAUUUCAAAUAUUAAUUAAUUUGUUCAUUAAUUAAUUAAUCUUAUGAGGAGGGUUAAUACAUUCAUGUAUUAUAGGGAACAGUAAAACUGCUCAAUGGUGUGAUAAGUAACAACAAGAUCAGGUGAUUGAUUCAAGGAGUUACUUUAUCAAUACAUUAUGUAGGCUCUUAUAACAAAGAUAAAAAUCAAAAAUCAAUGAUCAAUGAUUUAGAAUAAGCACAUCAAACUUCAUCAACCAAGUCAAUCACUUGAGUUAUGUCUGUAGAGUGUUACACACUGACUACAGAGAGGCAGUACAGCUGGCUGAUACUGCAGGCAGAUAAUAGCAGUGUUAGCUCAAUACCAAAAACAACCAUGUGGGGCAGUAUGGAGUUGGGGUAACUGCACAAGCUCAACACAAGUGGAGAAGAAGAAGAGAAGAGGAAACAGUCAUCCAACUAGCCUCUUGUGGCUGUGAGGAGUUGGGAAGUAUGCAGGAAGGGGCCUUUAGGCUCUGCCUCCUUGAAGGGCCUUAUCUGCUUAAGGCCUAAUGGUCAGUCUCUCCACUGACAACAAAGGGUUAACAUUUCACAGCAGGCUGCGUCUGCACCCUCAAACAUAGAACUUUACACCAUCUGCUCAGGCAGAUUGGUUCAAUAAAAUCAUUUACAGGAACAAGAAUCAAAGUGACAAAUCCUUAAACAGCAGAUUCAACUGCAAACUUAAAAUUACAAAUGCGGCGAUUUGUGAACACAAAUUUUGUCUGAAUUCAAUCAAACAACAACCUCCCACUGUUACAGUGGUUUCCUGUGACAGGUAGUUAAUCUGUCAGGGGAAAGGAGGAAAUCUGAAUCCCAUAUAGUUACUAGAACUUCGUAGCAGACUAUAGAGACAAGAAUCAAAGUGACAAAUCCCUCAACAGCAGAUUCAACUGCAGACUUUUAAAAAAAUCACAAAUGCGGCGAUUUGUGAACACAAAUUUUGUCUGAAUUCAAUCAAACAACAACCUCCCACUGUUACAGUGGUUUCCUGUGACAGGUAGCUAAUCUGUCAGGGGAAAGGAGGAAAUCUGAAUCCCAUAUAGUUACUAGAACCUCGUAGCAGACUACAGAGACUUCAGGGGCUUGAAACCACAGCUCGGAGCAUCGCGAACACUGGGUUCAGCCAAAGGCCUUAAAUACAAGCGUACGGCGACGCAACAAUCGUGCACUUAAAUAUUGGACAGUCUAGACAGAGCAGAAGAGUCAGUCUCACUGCUACUCAGAACAACAUUUCACGCUGUCCAGCUCAAACACAGACUACAGGCAUGUAGUACAAAAGUGUGUGAAACACAGAGCAUAAAGGUUUUAUGCAUAGAUCAGGAAAACAUCAGAACUUAGUCAAGCAACUUCAGCAAGCAUAGCAUUGAUUGUGAUUAAGUCUAAAAUAGCCUGGAAAUAAGUUUCUCUCAUCAAUUUGGAAGGCUAAGUUUUAGGUUGUCUGUUAGUAUCCAGAAGUUUUGUUUGAAACGCCUCACGCAGGGGCUCCAAAAUAUAUGUAGUGAUUUGAAAUGAGCCUCAUACGGUCGCACCAAAAUAUAUGUAGCGAUUUGAAAUGAGCCUCACAAGGCCGCACCAAAAUAAUACUUGGCGAUUGGAAUUUAUAAUAAAUGUCUGAAGAUUAAUAAUCUCAAAUUAUGACAUUUAUGCACUCGUUGAAAGGGGCACCACCCACCCUUAAUGGUGGGAAAAUAAAGAAAACAAAAGUUUAAUUCAGAAAUCAAACAUCAAGUCAGUUUUAAUUAAUCAGUCUUAAUUAAUCAGUCUUAAUUAAUCAGUCUCAUAUCUUAAGUCGAAAUUCUAAUUUCAGGGACUCCACUUCUGGAAGAACACUAACAGACAGGAACUUAGAAAAAUAAUGAUCUGUUUAUUACAGGAUAAAUGAUGGUACAACACACAUGCAAUAAAUGAUGAUAAGAUAAUGAAGAUAGAUAAUAAUAGGUGAAUAAAUAAAGAUUCUGAGUCAGGCUAGGAGCACUAAAGUUAAUGAUAGUGAGUGAAUAUGCGCUAACAUAUUAACCUACACUAACUUUGGUGUCGAGAUAAACUCGGGUGUAGAUUUGGAGGAAUCUAAGAUCACCAGAAAUAGGUGGAUAUCUGAGUUAUGAACGCGUGAGACAGCAUCAGCCCUGUCUGGAGCUCUGGAGGUUUGCAUACUUAAGUGAGACUGGUCCUUGGAGAAGAUGGAGCAGGUUCCGAAGGUCCGGGGCUACUGGCGGUUCGAGCGGUUCAGCUCAGAAGACGACUGAAGUCAGCCGAAGGAUGAGCCAGGAGUUGCAGCACUCGGGCCCGAAGCAAAGCCAGCGCCUGUGGAUCCUGUGGAUGCUCGUUUGGGUACUUCUUUGGUCUCACUCAAAAACUCUGGCACAGAGGAUGACCUGGGCCUGCUGGGUUGCGUUCAGAGGUGACUUUGAAAUCACGCAGAAAACUCAGAAAAACGAGGCUCGAAGAGCAGAGAAAACUUUCAAAAAUGGCUUCGCGAAAUUAAAGAAAAAUCAAUCAAAGGCUUAAUCUUGAAUUGCUAUGUGCACAAAAAGUUGAAGUUUCAAAACUUGAACUAAGACGAUGUUAAAGAAAAAUCAACGUGAAUCAACACGUGGCGUAAAACUUAGAAGACUAAGAAAAAGUUCUAAGAGAAAACAAAGAAACGCACCACAGAAGGGUGUGGGCAGAAGAGAAGGGGCAUAAGAGCCGGGGACAAGAGAGUCAGCAGAAGAGCAGAAGCAUAAGAGGAAUAAGAGGCGUAAGAGAGAGUGAGCAACCCCACUUCACUGGUUUUAUCUUCUCACACUGGGAGUGGCUCCGGCGUGUGUGUGUGAGACAGAGGAGGGUCGUGUGGUCUUUGAUUAUUUGAUCUAACUUAUUCUUUUGGCUGGUAAAAGAGUCAGAUCUGAUACUCACUCACUAUGAUUAAUAUCAUUGAAUGCUUGGUUUCAUGACAAAUAAUUUGACACUAAACACAUAUGAAUGAAGUGUAGGAUCACAUCAAACAUUCUCAUUAUGUUUAAAGUAUCACAUUGAACAUGCUAAAUUACUCUGAAAUGAAACAGAUAGUAACACAUGGAAACUGUGAACAACAAAAGAGUAAAUACAUGUGAAUGAACGUCAUCAUGAUUAAUAAUGGAUUCUAAAUACUCACAUUCAGGUUAUUCAAUGACAUUAUAACCACCUAAUGGUUAAAAAUACUAAAUAAACGAUUAAAAUAUAGAACAAACAUUUCUAAACCAUUUCUGUUAAUUAGAGCUAAGUUAUGAGUCACAAUCAAUAAAUUUAACUCUUAAAAGUUCAUGAAACAGUCUGAAAAGCUGUUGGUCUAAAGAUAUCGGGAGUGAUAAUUUGGCUUCUGAAGCACAUAGAAAAACGGGAAACAUCUCAUUUUAACACAAAUUUCAUGAUUAGACAGAUUAGUACAUUGCUGAAUGCAUAAGAUGUCAGGAUCAGUCAUUUGUAUUCUUUCACCAAAGGAAUGUAGUCUUUAUCAGUGCAUGGUCAAGCAGGGUUUUACGACCGAGGUCUGGAGGUCAGUGUCCCCCCUUAUCCUGGGGUCCGUAUGUUCACACACUUUAAGACACUAAAUCUCAAAUGGGAGAUCUGGGUUGAGACGUUAAUGUUUAUUUAGAUGGUCAGCAAAUGGAGUCAGUUUGAAAGGUAAUAAAAACUCUGUCUCUGUUCGCCGAACUGACCAAUCCUGAAGAGUCAGAGGUUUAGUCAACCUCCGGUUGGGUCACUUAUUUAACCUGAAAGUGCAAACACGUCUGGAAAGAUUUAUAUCCUGUUUCCUGGGACCAGAUAAGGAAGCUUUCCUGUGAGGAAUGUGUGGGUUUCACAUCCAGGGUUGUCUUGAUUGCUACACGGCUGUGGCCUGUUUUUCCUCUUGGCUUCAGACAGAAGAGCUUCAAGACAGAUGUGUUAUCUCAAUUCUCUGUUUAUCUCCCUCCCUUGAUCGCCCUUUUUUCUCUUUCUCUCUCUUCAAUGCGGGGACUAUUUUUGUGACUGUUCUUUUUUAAAAGGCACACGAUCAAAGCGCAUGCAAAAUACAGGGCACUUCAGCAGGAUUUGAGCUGCACUGAAGAGAGCAUGUUUCUGGUUUGGAAACACACCAUACGCUACAUGUAAAUGUAUAUGCAGUAAUACAAGGGUUAUUUAAUCUGGAGGAAUGCACCUCAUGUCUGGAGAGCAGCUGCUGAGCUCUGAUGUCUUACUGUGUGUGUGUGUGUGUGUGUGUGUGUGUGUGUGUGUGUGUGUGUGUGUGUGUGUGUGUGUGUGUGUGUGCUGUAAAUCUGCAGGCAGGAAGCUAACAGAUGUGGCUGUUCUUCCAUUUUGUUCUGAGAUUGCCUCAUUAUUGUUUUUUUCUUGGAAUUUGAGGCUUAGUAGGAGGACAAAGGUCACUAAUGAACUAAAACUGUAUCACUUAUUCUCAAGAGGAAAAUGUAGAUUCAUAUCGAACACCGUUUAUGACCAUUUUUGUUUAGUUUAAUACCCUCUCUAUGGUAUUUGCAUUCUAUAAUUGCCUUUCUCCACAACAUUUUGCUUAACACUGGCAUUCAUAUUACACAUUUAUGGUUGAGGGAGGGGGUUCAGAAAAGACUGCAUGCGCAUAGGAGACAUGAUAAGAAAGAUAAAAAUCAACUAUAUGCCAGCUUUUCAUGCAAUAUCGGGGAGCACUGUGGAGAACAGAAAUGCCAUGUUGGACCAGCUUUUUUUAAUCUCCUUUCUGAAAUCGACCUCAAGUGACUCUGAAUCAUUUUAGCUUUGUUUCUCCCUCAGGUAGUUGAUUUAUUUUGUGCUUCAAAAAAAAACUGUGGUGCUUGUGUUUUAUUGCCACUAGAGUCCACAAGUGUCCCCAAAUCAGUGAGGAGUUCAUAAAUGAGAGGAUUCACCAUGUUCUUAUGUCGACUGAUGUUGUGCAAGACUUUUGCGCCACCUUGUUGGUGUUUUUUGGAGCCACAAGUGACAAUGUUGAGACAGAAAGGUGGAUCCACGUCAUAUUUCUUCUAGCCUGGUCCAGCAGUUUAUGUGUCCAGGGGCCUAUUCUACGAAGCAAGUUCGACCUAGUGAGGUAGCCUUGGAGCUCAACUUAGUGCGGUAGCCAGCGGUGUCGCUAAAAAGUCUUAUGACGCUGGUUAUCAACCUUGUAUGUGGAUCCAGCUUUGCUAUGAGCGCGUGCACGCAUGUAAGGCGGAGCCCGCCGCAUCGGACCAAUUGACCAAUCAGAGCAGGCCGGAGAGCGAAGGACCGCGUACUUUACAAACGAGGAGCAGGAGACGAUCAUGAGAAAGUAUGAGGAAUUUAAAUCUAUCAUAAACCUCAAAAGCAACACCGUUGCCACUGCAAAAGCAUGAAAGGAAUGCUGGCAGAAAAUUGCCGACAGUCUCAAUGCGUAAAUAUAGUGCACAAAAAAUCUUGGAUGCCAUUAUCACCCUGAAAUAGCACUGUUCAACAUGCGCUUUUAACAUGCAGCACACAUGUCUAAUUCAUUUCCAAGAUGAAUUCAUUCAUUUGUUCAUUCCUAUGGUGUUUACAUUUUUUGUGUGAUAUGUAGGCCAUAUGAGCCUUUCAUAAAGGUGGUCAUCUGGAAAAGUAAGUGGGUCCGUGCGGUCCCUGAAAACUCUCGCGUGCCAGAGUGCUCCUCAGACAAUGCGAGCACCAAGGUCUAUAGGAUCCUCCAAGAACGGACAAGCCAUUUUUUGAGAGAGCUCAUUGGUCAGUGGGCAGGGUUUUUAUACUCGGUGAGUUCAAUCUGGAACUUGACCUGCCCCGGAGCAGGUUAGCCGUUCAGCGUUCGUUGCCAUGGAGACUCACCUUGCUAAGAAGUGAAGCCGCGUCGUAGAACAGGAAACCCCGAACUUACCCUCGAAGUUACCUCGCUAAGCAGUAAUCCUGCUUAGUAGAAUAGGCCCCAGGUUAGCCACACCUGCCUGUGCACCAUGACCUAAAAUAAAACCAAUGCUGGAGUGCAAAAAAACGCAGUUCCUCAAGUGUCCUGUUGAGAAACAACAUGUUUACAGCCUUAUACAAACAACAGUUUUGGUCAGAAGAGUCAAAACUGAGUUUUGACUCAUUAAAGAUGUUAAAGGCUUCAAGUCACACAUGUUUGGCCAUGACAAAGGUUGACUCAGCUGACAGGUGGACACAUAACAGCUGUUUAAAAAAGUAAGCAUGAGCACUCUCUAAACACAAACUCUUAUAAGGUGCAUGAAAAUCACAAAAACAACAUUAAAAAUCUAACAAAUACCGAACACACUCAUAAACUCUGCCUCUUGUUUGUUAUCUGAAAGUUAUGCCGAGGCAACAUUUCUGCAACUGUGGGGCUCCAAAACUUUGCUUUAGGGGUUGACUGAUAUUUGUGUUUCAGGGCCAGUUGUUGAGUAGUUAAUGAAACUGAUCAGUAAUUGUAAAAACUGAUGUGCAUUGACAGUAAAAUUGAGAAACUUCCCGUCAAAAUGGAGAAUUUUGAAUCCUUCAAACUCCAACUCAAAACUUUGCUGAAAUGCCUUUAGCAAAUGUUGAACCUUAAAUGUUCUACAUCAUAUACAGAAGUUAAGGGAUCCAUUUUUUAACCAGCCUGUGCUCCUGCUCUGACCUGUGUAAUGUUCCUCUGUUCACACUAAUGUUGUUUCUCUGAUCUCCUGUAGGAUGUUCCAGCAAAGUGAAGAGCCUCGUUUCACCAUCGAGCAGAUCGACCUUCUCCAGAGGCUGAGGAGGACGGGGAUCACACAGGUGGAGGUCCUCCACGCCCUUGACACGCUGGACCACCUGGACCGCAAACAUGGACACAAGUUGACCCACAAACCCCCCUACCUGCCUCCCUCAUCUUCCUCAAGCACAGCUGCCGCCUCUUCCUCUACGAUGUCCACAGCAACACAGACAAGUUUCCCUGACAACCGACUCUCACUGUCCCCCAGCAACAACUUUGACAACAGCUCUCCACUUCUUCCCAUUCCAAUAACCUCACCUGUCGCCAUGGCAGCAGUAGCUCAGAACGGGUUAGUUGCAGUGACCAAUGGGAAGCUGUCACCGCCCCGGUUUCCUUUGGGUGUGGUUAGUGGUGGAGUGACAGCACCUGGUUACGGGUUUGAGACCAGUGAAGAGGACAUGGAUGUUGAUGACAAGGUGGAGGACUUGAUGAGGUGAGACUAGGAGGUAUACCACGAAUCAAAGUUACUUAGCUUGAAACUUUCUUUCCAUGAGCUGACUCAAUAAAGUUAAAAGCUCUAGUCUAAGAUCACAAAACUGGUUGUGAAUUUUCCUCAUCAGCUCACGUGAAAGAAGGCUGUAUCACGUCAUUUGACCCUUCUUCUGAAUAAGAAACAAUCAGCAGCUGUCUGAGAAAAGAGGGGCAUGCUGCAGGAAAUUAUUUUGUUUAUUCAAUUUUUGAUUGUUCAGUUUUUAUCACACAAUACAUCAACAGGUCCUUCCUUUUUUUCUUAUAAGACGACAACCGACAGUAAUUCUGAGGGCUGCACUGUGUUUUGUUGUCUUAUUAAACAUGUACUCGCAAAAUUUCAGUAGGAGGCUACAGUAAGGAACCUCAAACUGGAAACUUUGGCUUAAUAGGAUUUCAAUCAGUUCAGUUCGGUUUUGUUAUUGUUCCUCAAGUGGAAAUUAGUUUUGCAUUGCUGUACAACAGGAACAGACCGAACAACCAAGACAUUAAAAAAAUCAACACUGAAAUCAGUAAUCACAGCCACAGUAAAAAAAAUAAAUAAAUAAAAAAUUUAAGCGUAAUAGAUUUUUUAGCAGUGAUGUCACGCAGUGAUCUCUGGAGCACAGACCUAGAGGCUAACAGAGGCCCCCUCAGUAAAUCAGUUUGAUGUGAUGAAUACUUCAAGACAUCAAUUUUAUCAUCUGCAAAACCAGUAGACUGGAUGAUGACAAGCUGAACCGGAUGUUUGGCAAGCAUAAAAAUUGGGGCUGUCACAUGAUUUAUUCUUAAAAAUCUUCAUUGCAGGGUCUUCUAGAGUUGAUUGUGAUCAAUCACAUUUUAAUCACAUUUCUACAACAAUAUUAUUUUAAAACAAUAGGUUUACAUUAACCAUGUAAAGCAAUAUUUUUGUAGUGUCUUUAUAAGGGAUUUGGGAUUUAUUAUUCAAAUAAAUGCUGCACUGCUCUGCCAGAGAGGAGCUUGUUGCAUGUACGCUGAAUUUCACAAUACAAAAGAUUCAAAGUGUGCUGAUUCUCAUGGUGAAUCUCUUCAUUCUUCUAGUGAUGGUAAUGUAAUGUGAUGAUGAGGGCCAAGGGCAGGACCACAGUGAAGGCUGACUCUCUUAAAUACAAGAAAACCCCUGUCUAUGGUGAUAAAGUUUGUGAUUUUAAAAGAAUAAACUGAUUUAUUACAGAUCCUUAUCACAUCAUGACUAACCUGUUAAUACUUAAAGCCCAUUUUUAAAAGAAGUCAUCCAGUGGUCUAGUUUCUGGGAUAAGAGGGUCCUUAUGAUGUGUCUCCAGGUGUCUGUUGGCUUAGUGAUCCAAGCAUGUGCCCCAUGUAUGGAGGGGACAGUUGCAGUGGUUGCUGGUUUGCUAGUUUUGACUCUGGUCUACCCCCACUGUCUACUCCCCAUCCUUUUCUGUCUCCAGUGGUCUUUCUCCCCCGUGUGUGCAAUAUAGCUUUAGUGUAAGAAGGAAACACUGACCCCCAUCAUCAUGUGUAAAAUUUCUGUUGUUGUUUGUUGUUCAAAUAGAUGAUACCACCAGCCACAAUGUCAUCUGGCUUUUUCAACUACCAAUAUCUAGAUUUUGGUUUCCCAAGUCCCAGUUUUAUCAGACUGAGGUAUUUACUGUGGUCAUCAUCACUAAACAGCAUGAGGACAAAAAGUGAUCAGCCUGUGUUUUUUUGUGGCUAUAUCUAUCCUAAUAAUUAGUCAAACUUGCUAAUGUAAGUAUCAGAUUUCUGCAGCAGAGAUGGUGUUAAUGCAGAUGGCCCAAUAGGAGACAGCUUUGCCUUCACCUCACAAUAAACAUAAAACGAGGAUUAAUUUCUGUAACACACACACACACACACUUCAGAAGCACACACACAUCACUCACACACUCAGAUCUGUAGUCUGCAGUCAGCCAGCAGCAAUCAGAGUGGUAUUGAUUGGAGGGUUUUGUGAAAAUGAAAUCAAAUCAGAAAUGGAGUGAAGAAUGUUAAAACCCAAUCUGUCUUCUGAUUCCUGCACAUUUUAAGCUCCAAUCAACAGCUGCUGCAUGAAUCAUUCAGUUUUAUAGCCUCAAACGAUGACAAAAGUUGCCCGGGAACAACAACGACAAAAAUAGAAAAAAACAGGUCUUGAUUGAAGUCUUUGGAGUGUAGUUGUCAAAAUUUACUAUGAUAUUUAUUAUUACCAUGUGCCUUCAAACUAUAAAGUCAUCUUUCACUGUCCAAAGUUCAGGAGACCAGGGGCUGUUGCACCAGUCUUAAGUAGUAUUAAGUUUAAGGGAUAUUCCGGUGUAAAAUUAAGUUAGGCUCACACACACCGUAACACCGAGUUAGAUACCCCCAUGAGAGAUGAAUGUUGCCGACUACUUGCUUCUCCCAUGUGAUUGACUCGUCAGGGCUCCCCUACAAACAAGCAGCUGCUGGAAGAGAGUGGGUGAGUUGUGUUUAGUCUCUUUGCUUAAGAAAUCAGGCAAAGUUAAAAAGAUGUUUAAUGGCUAGUAAUUUGGCUGGGACCCUAUAUGUACUAUUGAUGAAGUUAGGUGCUGUUCUGAGCAUUAUUUGUGGUUCUAGAGUGACUUUUUGGUUGAGGUUCGCACGUGGAGGCAUGGACUGCUGUGUAUUGCUAGCUUGCAUUCGUUACUACAGUUGGUAUAACUAGAGAAGCAAGGAGUCGGCAACAUUCAUCUCUCGAGGGGGUGUCUAACUUGAUGUUACAGUGUGUUUGACCCUAAAUUAAUUUUACGCCAGAGUAUCCCUUCAACUUAAGUCCACACUAAGCCAUGCAUUGAAACAAGUUACAUUGUGAAUGAAGCUGCACCUAACCCAUCGAGUGUGGGUUGAGCAAUCAUCAUGACAAUAUCUGGCAACAGUUGCAAGGAAACCUUUCCUUUUGACAGGCAGAAAAUUGAGCAAGAACAGACUAAACCUGAAGCCUGGACUGAAUGGGCUGAGAAAAAUGUGAGUUCCAAGGUGAUUAUCAUUUGGUGUAAACAGCAGACUCUGCUCUCUGCUUGCAGGAGGGACAGUGCUGUGAUAAAAGAGGAGAUUAAGUCCUUCCUAGCCAACAGGCGGAUCUCCCAGGCUGUGGUCGCUCAGGUAACAGGUGAGUAUCAACUUCCUUUGGACUUCCUUCAAGCCGGUCAAGUCAUCACAUGAGUUGACCUUCAGGCAAACUGGUCUUAUUCUGUUCCCCCUCUUUCUUCUCUUUGUUUUCCCCCAGGGAUCAGUCAGAGCCGGAUCUCACACUGGCUCCUGCAGCAGGGAUCAGACCUUAGCGAGCAGAAGAAACGAGCCUUCUUCCGCUGGUAUCAGCUGGAGAAAACCAGCCCAGGUAACAUAAGGCCUACAUCUCCCCCAGGACUACCUGUACUCGUACUUCUUUCAAUACUUAUUCAAUAAAUCAGGUCAUAUUUUCUCUAACAAGUCAACUGCACUGAUUUCAUAUGGAGUUUGUACAGGACCUGCCAAAAGAAGUCAAACAGACCCUGAAGUUUUUUUUGUUGUUGUUGUCGUAAUCAACUUUUUAUUAGUUUGGAACAAGAAUAACACAAAUACACACAGAAAACCCGGCCCUCCACAGUAUCCCAAUCAAUGCUCUCUGUUCCUGGAUUUACUGUACAUCCACCUCCCAUGAUCUGUUAUACGGGUGAUUCUGCAGGAGUGUGUAACAAAAGAUUGUUAUAUAUAUUGGAGGCUGUUUUCUUUAGGGGAGUUUUCUCCACCAGUGAUAUCAAAGGGUGAGUCCUCAAUUCAGCCCCUAGAGGAACCUUGAGUGAAUUUAGUGCUGACCUUACUCUAAAAUAGAAGAACUGUGAGUUUCCUCGAUACUAAAAUGGGACAUUAGAUCAGGAAAGUCUAAAAUUGAGUUUUAGCCCGAGAUACUCCCCAAUAUCCAAAUUUUGUGUUGAGCCCAUAGUUGUGAAAUGAAUGUUUCAUCAUCUGUCAAUAAAUUGACAUUAUGGCAAAUAGGUUAAUAAAUAGGUGAAUAGGUGUUUGUGCCAUUUAGAUUCAUAUGAUACUAUUGGACCGAAUUGAAAAUAACAUUGCUCAUGUUUGAGUCCAGAAAAAGCUACAUCUUGAACCCUCUGUCCUAGCAUCCUCCAGGGUGAAACUACUUCUGCAUCAAACCAUUGUUUCAUGGGACACAGCACAAACGUCAUUCAUUUAACUUAAAGAGUUUGGACAAGCUCAUCCACCCUGGGGUUCGUCCCAUUGUAAUGUUAACCAUUUGAUUCGAGGUUCCUUUCCACUUUUGAAGCUUUGAGCCGAGUUUCUUCCAAAACCCUGCUGGGGUUGGAAAAGGGAGCAUCAAGUUACAAAGCUUAUGUGUGGAAGCACACUCAUGUUGACUGCAGCUACACAGGCAGGCUUUGAGGAGGAGAGUGCUGCUCAUCUCUCAAGGUCAUCCAUAACUUUCUUCAAAAUGGACUAGUAAUUAUUUCUCUCUAUUGCCUGGAUACAGGGACUGAUUUCUUUUCCUAAAUAUCCUGCCCUUUGCGUCAUCGGUAUGUGGGAUUGGAUGUUCACUGCAGACCCUGAAGUUAAAAACAAUCAACAACAUAUCCCGCUAUGGAGGGCAUCUCAAAAUAUUGGGUCGGCACUCAGCAGUGUAAAUCAGGGAUUGUGAUGUGUGUUUAGAAUUGUUUCAAGGUAAGUACAUAGACUCUCUGUCUGUAUUGAGGUUUUAUUUUCUGGCAUUUCACCUUUAUUGAUAGAGGACAGAAUAGGAAACUGGAGGGAGAGAGCAGGUAGUGACAUGUGGGAGCAACAGGCUGGAAGCAAACCCAGGCUGGCUCGGGGCAGCCGAGGUGUACAAGCAGAUUGCCAGGCAAGUGGCGCAUCUUCCCUGUGGUAUUACUGAGGAGACGACAAAAUUUCUGUGUGCACUAAGGAGUCCUCAUCCAGGAAAUGAGUGCCAAAUACGUGAAUGUCUGUAUUCUGGCAGACUUCCUCAUGAAUGCUCCUAUGAUGAAGAGGGUUUUAAACCUACCUGGUAAAUUUGGGAGCUAUGAAGCAACACACAUCAAUAUCAGGUAUUCAUUACAAUCGUGUUAGGAGCACAGAUCUCCUCCUUGAUGGUCUGACAUGUUAAACAACACCUGCCUUCACGUCUGUCAGUUCAUCCUUUCUUAUGUUUUGUGAUGUUGGUUUCAAUCAGAGUUUAAGUGAUAAAAACAAAGCCAUGGUCAUGCGUUAGCACCAUGGGAAGUCCCUGGUUUCAGAAAUACAGACCCUGAGCUGUGCUCCUGUAACUUGAUAGACUCCAUUAUCUUAAGUUUAGACCUUCAUAGAGGAAUGUACAGUAUGAAACAAUCAGUACAGUCUAGUCAAAUUUAGCUUGUUUUGGACCUUGAGGGAAAAGAAAGAGCCUUUGAUCAGAGUCUUUUGACUUUCAUUUGUUGGCUCAAUGCUUUGACACCAUUGGAAAUCAGUCAGUAGAGUUUCAAGAUGCCUCUACAGAAUGAGGGUCAACUGUGGUCGAAACGAAUAGGGAACAGGGUAAAUGGACAGUGUACUCUGAUUUCACAUUAGUCAAACCCUGAACUGCAGUUUUAAUAAAACAUGUUUACACUUUUGGGCUUCUGUGACUUCAGGUGCCACUCUGGCCAUGAGAGCUGCUCCGCUGGCUCUUGAUGACAUGAUAGAUUGGCAUCAAGCCCCACCCACAUUUGGCCCCGCCCCUGGAGGCUUCCGUCUACGGAGAGGGAGCCGAUUCACCUGGAGGAAAGAGUGUCUGGCUGUGAUGGAAAGGUGAGGAGCACCUUGUCAGCUGUGAGUGGGCUGAGGUGGUGGUGAGGAUUACCUUAGUGGUAAAAAAAGUAAAAUGUUGAAUAUAUGCCCUUGUGUUUCCACACAGCUUCUUCAGUGAUAACCAGUACCCUGACGAGGCUAAGAGGGAGGAGAUCGCCAAUGCCUGCAACGCUGUGAUUCAGAAACCAGGUAGAUCAGAUCAGAAGUUCAUGGUGAUCCACAGUAGCUUUAAUUACAGUGGUUGUUUAUAAGUUUACUCUAGCUCGGUCUAUGUAAAAGUUCUGCUGCUUUUAUCGACUCUCCAAAUUACAAAGACGGCUUUUGGCUCUAAUGUAGGCAGAGUAUUUUUGAAGAAGCAGGCUUUCUUGUCCAGCUCAAAGGCACACACAGCAGAUGUUCAAUGGUGUCUUUGAUUACAGGUUAAUGCAAAGUAGUUAUACAGUUUAACUGGAAAUGUCUAAAAAUGUUUAACUGAAUUAAGUGAAAACCAAAGGGGAUUUCAUGCUGCAUAUAGGGAAAAUACUGUUGUGCAUUCACAUCGGAUCAGUGAUACACGAGACCUCGUGAUUUGGAAAUAUCUGCUCUGUGUUUGUGUGUUUGUGUCUGUGUGCCACAUUCACAUGACUUCACUGUGUUUUACUCGAGUUAAGGACAAUAUGCCCCAAACAUGAACUCAAAGCUCUGUGUGAAAUGUGUAUCUAAUAUUACUUUGGAAAAGCCAUUGCAUGAUGAUUGUUGUGGGUGUCAGAGUGUUUAAAAAGUUCAUAUCCUGCUGCCUGGCAUUUCAACCACAAAUAAAUUCACACUUUACUACCUAGAUGUUGGCCUGGCUGGGCCAUCCAGUUGCGUGAAUCACUUGCCGUUCCUUCCCACGACAGUCUGGACUUCGACCAACUGGGAGCGUCUAUUAGAAAUCAGAAAAUAACCGGGCCAAUUAGUGACUGUCUCCACUGUUCCCCGGACAACAGUGAAAGGCAGCCCCUGAUUUGUCCAUGUGUAGAUGGUGAUGUCUAACACAUGCUGCGGGACUUUCAAAGCGUCGUUCAUUCAGAACGACGUAAAUUCUGCAGAAAGUUGGCAGAAGUCGUUUAUAUCCGCAGAAGAAGACGUAAAAGACAUUGUUUGCUCGCACACGUUGAAAUAUUACCAAACCUUUACUUGAUGCUUGAGAGCCCAGCAGGGAACACAGUUGCGCACUGUGAUGACGUCAGAUGUUUGGUUACGGUGAUUGGUUACAGUAGUCUGUCUAUCAAGGAAAGUACUCCCGCCCACUUUUAGGGCUCCCAAUUGGCCGAAGUCCAGACUGUUGUGGGAAAGAACGGCAAGUGAUUCACACAGCUGGAUGGCCCAGCCAGGCUACCUAGAUGUGAAGAAACACAAAUGGCAUGUUAUAAAAUGGUUCAGUUGUGUUUUGAUCCAAAAGAAGAUAAGUUGCAGUCAAACACACCAUAACACCGAGUCUACCGUUAACACCUUUAGACACCCCCUCGAGAGAUGAAUGUUGCCCACUGCUUGCUUCUCCAGUUACACCAACUUUAGAUAGCAAUACACAGCGGUCUACGUCUCCACAUGCGAACCUCAACCAAAACACCACUCUAUAGCCACAAAUAAUGCUCAGAACAGCACCUAACUUUAUCAACAGUACAUGUAGGGUCCCAACCAUACUACUGGCCAUCAAUCAUCUUUUUAGCUUUGCCUGGUGUCUUUAGCAAAGAGACCAAACACAACUCACUCACCCACGCAGCUGCUUGUUUGAGGGGGAGCCCUGACGAGUCGAUCACUGAGUGCAGCAGAGUUUUGCAGCUCAAGGAAGAACAUUUAUGAUUAUUACCUCAUGGAAAUGCAAUCAGACCUGGAUGCUACGGCUGAAGAACUACCGCAUCUGCAGUGCAAAGUGAUUGAUAUGAUGACUAUUACUUUAUAAAAAUGAUUUGCUGCACUCAGUGAUCAACUUGUCAGGGCUCCCCUACAAACAAGCAGCUGCUGGAAGAAAGUGAGUGUUGUGUUUGGUCUCUUUGCUAAAGAAAAUCAGGCAAAGCUAAAAAGAUGUUUGAUGGCUAGUACUUUGGCUGGGACCUUACAUCUACUGCCGAUGAAGUUAGGUGCUGUUCUGAGCAUUAUUUGUGUCUAUAAAUUGGUGUUUUGGUUGAGGUUUGCAUGUGGAGACGUAGACUAUUGUGUAUUGCUAUUGUGCGGUCAUUACUAAAGUUGGUAUAACUAGAGAACGACGCAGUCUACAACAUUCAUCUUGAGGGGGUGUCUAACUCGUUGUUACGGUGUGUUUAACCCUAACUUAAUUUUACGCUGGAAUAUUCCUUUAAUCUGCAAGGUGAACUAAGGCUCUGCUAAUGCUAGCCACACACAGUCCAGUUGGACACUCUUCACCUGCACUUUUCUUGUUGGUUACCCUGUUGUAACAAGAAGGUGGCUGUAAAAAAAGGGCCUACAUAAGACAGUGUUACUAAAAAAGAGAAGUGGUACAGAUAGAAAAAGCUGAGAGGAGGGCAAUAGUAAAAAUAAUAAGUAUGAUCAUAAAUAUAUAAUGACAUUAUUUCCUCAAGGAAAUAUUUAGGUCAAGUUUCUCUCUGUAUUAUCUGUAAUUUUUGUAAUUUAUGCUAGAUUUUUUUCAUAUUUUUGUUGUAAUUUUGUUGGCUGCUGAUGGAUACUUCUGCUGGGCGAAGAGUUUACUCAAGAGAAGAGCUCCUUUCAUUGAGGAAAAGCAAAUCUGGGCAACAACAUACAAUUUCAGAGGACAUCAAGAGGUUUUAUCGUGGUUGUUGCGCUGGUGCAAAGGUGAAGGCAAAGCUGAAUGCUAGGAGGUGGCGAUAUAAACCCUUUCUUCCAUCAGUCAUCAUGGGAAACGUCAACUCUCUGCCCAACAAAAGCAAUGAGCUGGAGAUAUUGGUGAAGACUGAGAAAGCAUACCGUGAGUGCAGUUUCCUGUGUUUUACUGAAACCUGGUUGAAUCAAAACAACUCGGACUCCAGUGUGGAUCUACCUGGCUUCACUCAUAAGGUCAGACAGAGAUGCUAAAGCUAGUGGCAAGAAGAAAGGAGGAGGUCUGGCUUUAUUUGUCAACCAGAGAUGGUGUAACCCUUCACACAUAACUGUCAAGGAGAAGUUGUGUUGUCCAGAUAUUGAACUGUUGGCAGUUGCUCUUCGGCCAUAUUAUGUUCAAAGAGAAUUCAGUCAUAUCAUCACAGUAGUUGUUUACAUUCCACCCAAAUCAACUGAGGAAUGUUGCAAUGUUUUGCAAAAAAGUGUUGCCAGGCUACAGACUCAACACCCUGAGGCACUAAUAAUAAUAUUAUGAAGAGACUUCAACCAUGUCACCCUCUCCUCUCACCUGACUGGAUUCACACAGUUUGUGAACUGUCCUGCCAGAGAAAACAAAACCCUGGAUCUGCUGUAUGCCAACGUUAAAGAAGCCUACAGAGCCACUGCCUUACCACCACUGGGCAAGUCAGAUCAUAACUUGGUCUAUCUGCAAACCUGUUACAGACCUUGUGUACUGAGGCAGCCUGUGACCAAAGUCAAAAUAGGAAGAUGGACACCUCAAACCAGUGAAGCUCUAAGGGACUGUUUUAAAUCAACAGACUGGAAUGUGCUGCUGGAAACAGAUGUGGAUAGUAUGAACAUUGACAAACAGGUUGACUGCUUUAUUGAAUAUGUCAAUUUCAAGACUGUUCGCUGUUUCCCCAACAACAAACCCUGGAUCACAAGUGACAUAAAAGCAAUCCUUAACCAGAAAAAGAAAGCUUUUAAAGAUGGUGACAGAGAACGACUCAAACAAGUGCAACAAGAGUUGAAGAGGAGACUGAAGAUGGCAAAGCUGGAGUACAAAAAGAAGAUAGAGAAUAAUCUACAUCACAGCAACAUCCGUGAAGUGUGGAGAAAAAUCAGUACCAUCUCUGGACACAGCAGUAAAAAGAAAAGACAGCCAGUGGUGGGUGAUCUGGAAAGAGCUGAUGAACUCAACCUAUUCUUCAACAGAUUUGACACUGAUGUCACUCCCACUUCCACUGCUACUCCACCUUCCUCUCCACAACAAAUCUCCACUACAACUUCUCCCCUUCCUCCUCCAUCUUGUUCAAAUGUCUCAACCACUUCAACUGCCUCCCUCCUAGAACACCAGUCCUUGUCUGUCACCAAAACAGGGGUGAGGAUGGAGCUUGGAAGACUUUGUCCUGGGAAGGCAGCUGGUCCAGAUGGUGUGUGUCCAAGGCUGCUCAGAGACUGUGUCAACCUCUCCACAAGAUCUUCAACUUGAGUCUACAGCUGUGGCGGGUCCUGCAUUGUGCCAGUACCAAAGACUCCCACCCUGCAGGACGGAGCGCUACCGCAGAUCAUUCCUCCCCUCUGCAAUAAGACUUUACAAUGAACAGUAAUAAAACUGGAUUUUUCUAUUCUAUUCUAAACAAAAUGUCCUGCUGAACUCAAUGACUACAGACCAGUGGCCCUCACUUCACACAUCAUGAAAACCUUGGAGCGGCUGAUUCUAUGCCUUCUGAGGUCUGAGGUCAAAGACAAACUGGAUUCCCUGCAGUUUGCAUACAAAGAACACAUUGGAGUGGAUGAUGCUGUCCUCUACAUGCUUCACCGUGCCCUGUCUCAUCUAGAGGAGCCUGGGGUUUAUGUGAGGAUCAUGUUCUUUUCAAGUGCAUUCAACACCAUCCAACCCACCAUACUCAAAGACAAGCUCACAGAGAUGGGAGUGGACCCUUCCUGUGUUUCCUGGAUCACAUAUUACCUGACAGGAAGACCACAGUUUGUCAGGCUGGGGAACUGUGUUUCUGGGACAUUAAUGAGCAGUACAGGGGCUCCACAAGGGACAGUGCUGGGGCCAUUCCUGUUCACACUGUACACGUCAGACUUCAAAUACAGUACUGAGUCCUGCCACAUCCAGAAAUACUAGGAUGACACUGCUAUUGUGACAUGUAUCAGAAAUGGACAAGAAGCUGAAUACAGAUUUCUGAUAAAAGCCUUCAGUGACUGGAGUCUCAAAAACUGCCUCCUCCUCAACACCUCAAAGACAAAGGAGAUGGUCAUAGACUUCCGUAGAUCCAAACCCCCUCUUCAGCCAGUGAACACCUGUGGAGUGGACAUCGAAGUGGUGACAUCAUAUAAAUACCUAGGUGUACAUCUGAAUAAUAAGUUGGAUUGGUCUAAGAAUAUAGACUACAUCUACAUCUACAUCUUUGCCUGAGAAGAGUCCGAUCAAUAGACAUCUGUAGUAAGAUGCUACAGAUGUUUUAUCAGUCUGUUGUGUCUACAGUGUUCUGUUCUAUGCUGCAGUCUGCUGGGGAGGAAGCAUCAAACACAAAGAUGCAAGACGUCUAAAUAAACUGGUGAAAAAGGCUGGCUCUGUGGUAGGACUCAAGCUGGGCUCAGUGGAGGAUGUGGUGGAGAGAUCUACACUGAGGAAGGUGGAGACUGUUCUAAAGAACAUGAAUCAUCCACUUCACAACACCUUGAUGGACCAAAGGGCCAAUGGUGGUGGACGGCUCCUCUGUCUUCGCUGCAGGACAGAAAGAUUCAGAUCUUUUGUACCAACAGCCAUUAGACUUUAUAACGCUCGUGUAAAUAGUAGAUAACUUUUUUGGAGACAUAUUAUGUGAGACAACAGACAAUUGAAUUUCCCUUCGGGGAAAUUCGAUUAAUUAAGUUCUUCUUCUUCUUAUUAUUAUUAUUCUUGACUGACACGGUCAGAAACCUUUGCUCCCUUCACACCUGCCUGCAAUCACCUGGAGCUCCUGCUUUAUGUAAAUCUUCAGCCAAAGCUCCACUCUGUGUUCACAGUCAGAGUUACAUGUUUUUUUUUUACAUAUUCAUUUUAGUCAUUCUAAUGCCAUGUGGGAUCCCUUUAAAGAAAAUACAGUUUCUUAAUUCCCAUUUUGAGAUUUUGGAUUUGAUCCUUUUCUGUGUGUUACAGGAAAGAAGCUUUCUGACCUGGAGAGGGUUACAUCUCUUAAGGUCUACAACUGGUUUGCCAACCGUCGCAAAGACAUCAAGAGGCGUGCUAACAUUGGUAAUGUCUUCCUCUAGCUGUAGGGUUGUGUGUGCAUUUCUGUUCAAAUAAGUGGGUGUUAUUAGAGUUAUAAAUACAGUGUGAGUGUGUGAGUGUGUGAGUGUGUGAGUGUGUGAGUGUGUGAGUGAGUGUGUGAGUGAGUGUGUGAGUGAGUGAGUGAGUGAGUGAGUGAGUGAGUGGGUAGUGGAAAACUCAAGGAGAAAAUUCAGUGAGGGUGGACCGUGGUCACUAUUAGCACUGAAAAUUGUGCAUCAUUUUCUUAUGCUAACAGCUCUGUCUGAGGGUUUUCUUUAUAAAUGAUACAUUCUUUAUACAUUAUGAUUAAACAUAAUGGAGUAAUGAUACUGAAGACCUGUGCACAUAAAGAUGCUGAGCUGGCUGAGGAAGGGAUUCCUCGAAUCACUUUACUGUGACAUUGAUUGUGAGGUUUGAUACAGAUCAUCUCACUGUUGAUUGUGCUGUAGCUUCCUUCUGGAGUGAUCAGCACACAAAAACAAAAAGACAUGUUGUGACUUGUGAAACAUGUUCACUACCUCUGAACAAAGUGUGGUGGAUUACCACAAUAGCAGACAUGUUAAAGUCAUAUGAAUAGAUUAUAUGUGCAGAUAUUAUAUAAAACUAUCUGUAUAUAUUGAGGUAAUCUAAGAGUUGUUAUGAUCUCUGGAGAGUUUUAGCCUGACAUCGCUCACACAGAUGCAGCACAGUUCAUAUCAGUUAUGUGAUUUUUGUCAGUAACAGAAUGCGGUCCUGUCGCUUUAAAUCCACCCGUCUUACUUUGCAUUCCUGUUUGUCAACUUAUUACCACGCUGCUGUAUGUGUUCGAUAUGCUAUGAUAAGGUUUGUGUUUUUGAAGAAGCAGCCAUCUUGGAGAGUCAUGGCAUCGAGGUUCAGAGUCCUGGAGGUCAAUCCAACAGCGACGAGGUGGAUGGCAACGACUUCCCAGACCAGGUAAACCAGCUGAUGACUGUAAAUGUGCAGGUCCUCUAUAUACAGCAUCUUUAUCGUGCUGCACAAUGAACAACUGGGUCUACCUGAAUGGUUUAGGCACACAAAUGAGUGCAGCAGUAUCUAUAGAGUUGAAUAAAGAAUACAAAAUUACAACAAAAAACAAAAAGAAAGUCCUGCUGUACUUAAACUGUGAAAUAUGUUACUGACCGUGAAUCCGUUUGGCUGAAAUAAUAAAAAAGCAACCCCGAACAGUGAUGCAGUGAUGAUAUUUACUAAGGCAAUCAGCAUCUAAAUCUUUCUCCUCAGAUGCUGAUUAUGAUGUUAAAACUUUCCAAGAAUUUAGAAAGAUGAACAUUUCAGCUCAGAUGAUUGUGACUCUGCUCUUGAUACUUUGAUUUGUCUAACCUGUGCCCACUAACCCACCCUCUGUCACAGGGUUGCGAGGUGUCCUUGUUUGACAAAAGAGCUUCAGCCAGACAGUUUGGUUUCAGCCGAGCUGACCUGUCCUCUCCUACCCAGGUACAGCCGAUUGGACACUUCUGACUUGAUUCAAUCAUUGCAUCAGAAAAAAGCUUGAAGAUGAUUUAAAGGAAUCUUUGCUGUUGUUGGUUUUAAGCAGGGUUGUAUGAGACACUUGUUCAAGAAAUAUUCCGGCUUAAAAUAAGAAUAAGAAUAAGAACUUUAUUGAUCCCCGAAGGGAAAUUCAAUUGUCUGUUGUCUCAUGUAAUAUGUCUAUAAAAGUUAUCUAUUAUUUACAUAAGAGUUAUAGAGCCUGAUGGCUGUUGGUACAAAAGAUCUUCUGAAUCUUUCUGUCCUGCAGCGAAGAGAGAGGAGCCGUCCACCACCAUUGGCCCUUUGGUCCAUCAAGGUGUUGUGAAGUGGGUGAUCAAUGUUCUUUAGAAUAGUCUCCACCUUCCUCAGUGUAGAUCUCUCCACCACAUCCUCCACUGAGCCCAGCUUGAGUCCUACCACUGAGUCCAGCCUUUUUCACCAGUUUGUUAAGAUGUCUUGCAUCUUUGUGUUUGAUGCUUCCUCCCCAGCAGACUGCAGUCAGAACAGAACACUGUAGACACCACAGACUGAUAAAACAUCUGCAGCGUCUUACUACAGAUGUCUAUUGAUCGGAGUCUUCUCAGGCAAAAGAGGCGGCUCUGCCCCUUUCUGUGGAUGUAGUCUAUAUUCUUAGAUCAAUCCAACUUAUAAUCCAGAUGUACACCUAGUUACUUAUAUGAUGUCACCACUUCGAUGUCCACUCCACUGGUGUUCACUGGCUGAAGAGGGGGUUUGGAUCUACGGAAGUCUAUGACCAUCUCCUUUGUCUUUGAGGUGUUGAGGAGGAGGCAGUUUUUGUGACUCCAGUCACUGAAGGCUCUUAUCAGAUCUCUGUAUUCAGCUUCUUGUUCAUUUCUGAUACAUGUCACAAUAGUGAUGUCAUCCGAAUAUUUCUGGAUGUGGCAGGACUCAGUACUGUAUUUGAAGUCUGACGUAUACAGUGUGAACAGGAAUGGCCCCAGCACUGUCCCUUGUGGAGCCCCUGUACUGCUCAUUAAUGUCCUAGAAACACAGUUCCCCAGCCUGACAAACUGUGGCCUUCCUGUCAGGUAAUCUGUGAUCCAGGAAACACAGGAAGGAUCCAUUCCCAUCUCUGUGAGCUUGUCUUUGAGUAUGAUGGGUUGGAUGGUGUUGAAUGCACUUGAAAAGUCGAAGAACAUGAUCCUCACAUAAACCCCAGGUUCCUCCAGAUGAGACAGGGCACGGUGAAGCAUGUAGAGGACAGCAUCAUCCACUCCAAUGUGUUCUUUGUAUGCAAACUGCAGGGAAUCCAGUUUGUUUUUGACCUCAGACCUCAGAAGGUGUAGAAUCAGCUGCUGCAGGGUUUUCAUGAUGUGUGAAGUGAGGGCCACUGGUCUGUAGUCAUUGAGUUCAGCAGGACAUUUUGUUUUUGGUACUGGCACAAUGCAGGAUGUUUUCCACAGAGCAGGUACCCGCCACAGCUGUAGACUCAGGUUGAAGAUCUUGUGGAGAGGUUGACACAGUUCUGCAGCACAGUCUCUAAGAAGCUUUGGACACACACCAUCUGGACCAGCUGCCUUCCCAGGACAAAGUCUUCCAAGCUCCAUCCUCACCCCUGUUUCGGUGACAGACAAGGACUGGUGUUCUGGGAGGGAGGCAGUUGAAGUGGUUGAGAUAUUUGAAUGAGAUGGAAGAGGAAAGGGGGAAGUUGUAGUGGAGAUUUGUUGCGGGGAGGAAGGUGGAGUAGCAGUGGAAGUGGGAGUGACAUCAGUGUCAAAUCUGUUGAAGAACAGGUUGAGUUCAUCAGCUCUUUCCAGAUCACCCACCACUGGCUGUCUUUUCUUUUGUCUGCUGUGUCCAGAGAUGGUACUGAUUCCUCUCCACACUUCACGGAUGUUGCUGUUUUGUAGAUUCUUCUUGAUCUUUUUGUACUCCAGCUUUGCCAUCUUCAGUCUCCUCUUCAACUCUUGUUGCACUUGUUUGAGUCGUUCUCUGUCACCAUCUUUAAAAGCUUUCUUUUUCUGGUCAAGGAUUGCUUUUAUGUCACUUGUGAUCCAGGGUUUGUUGUUGGGGAAACAGCGAACAGUCUUGAAGUUGACAUAUUCAAUAAAGCAGUCAACCUGUUUGUCAAUGUUCAUACUAUCCACAUCUGUUUCCAGCAGCACAUUCCAGUCUUUUGAUUUAGAACAGUCCCUUAGAGCUUCACUGGUUUGAGGUGUCCAUCUUCUUAUUUUGACUUUGGUCACAGGCUGCCUCAGUACACAAGGUCUGUAACAGGUUUGCAGAUAGACCAAGUUAUGAUCUGACUUGCCCAGUGGUGGUAAGGCAGUGGCUCUGUAGGCUUCUUUAACGUUGGCAUACAGCAGAUCCAGGGUUUUGUUUUCUCUGGUAGGACAGUUCACAAACUGUGUGAAUCCAGUCAGGUGAGAGGAGAGGGUGACAUGGUUGAAGUCUCUUCAUAAUAUUAUUAUUAGUGCCUCCGGAUGUUGAGUCUGUAGCCUGGCAACACUAUUUUGCAAAAAUCGCAACAUUCCUCAGUUGAUUUGGGUGGGAUGUAAACAGCUAUUGUUAUUAUGACUGAAUUCUCUUGGAACAUAAUAUGGCCGAAGAGCAACUGCCAACAGUUCAAUAUCUGGACAACACAACUUCUCCUUGACAGUUAUGUGUGAAGGGUUACACCAUCUCUGGUUGACAAAUAAAGCCAGACCUCCUCCUUUCUUCUUGCCACUAGCUUUAGCAUCUCUGUCUGACCUUAUGAGUGAAGCCAGGUAGAUCCACACUGGAGUCCGAGUUGUUUUGAUUUCACCAGGUUUCAGUAAAACACAGGAAACUGCACUCAAGGCAUGCUUUCUCAGUCUUCACCAAUAUCUCCAGCUCAUUGCUUUUGUUGGGCAGAGAGUUGACGUUUCCCAUGAUGACUGAUGGAAGAAAGGGUUUAUAUCGCCACCUCCUAGCAUUCAGCUUUGCCUUCACCUUUGCACCAGCGCAACAACCACGAUAACACCUCCUGAUGUCCUCUGGAAUUGUGUGUUGUUCCCAAGAUUUGCUUUUCCUCAAUAAAAGGAGCUCUUCUCUUGAGUAAACUCUUCUCCCAGCAGAAGUAUCCAUCAGCAGCCAACAAAAUGACAACAAAGAUAUGAAAAAAAAAUCUAGCAUAAAUUACAGAUAAUACAGAGAGACCAGACUUGCAGUAACCUCUUGGUUUAAGCGCAUCAUUUUUGCAGCUCAAGUAAGAACAUUUAUGAUCAUUUCUUCAUAGAAAUGCAAUCAUACUGAGACGCUGAGGGUUAAGGGUCAAACACACUGUGACACCGAGUUAGACACCCUCUUGAGAGAUGAAUUUUGCCGACCGCUUGCUUCUCUCGUUAUACUAACUUAAGUAACGGCCGCAGGAUAGCAAUACACAGCGGUCUAUGGAUCCACUCGCAGACCUCAACCAAAAAGCCACUCUGUAGCCACAAAUAAUGCUCAGAACGGCACCUAACUUCAUCAACAGUACAAAUAGGGUCCCAGCCAAAGUACUAGCCACCAAACAUCUUUUCAGCUUUGCCUUAUUUCUUUAGCAAAGAGACCUAGCACAACUCACCCACUCUCCUCCAGCAGCCACUUGCUUGUGGUGGAGCCCUGACGAGUCGAUCACAGAGUGCAGCAGAUCAUUUCCAUGAAGUAAUAAUCAUCUUAUCAAUUAUUUUACACUGCAGACGCAGAAGUUCUCCUGCGUUAGCGUCUCAGUCUUAUUGCAUUUCUAUGAAGAAAUGAUCAUAAAUGUUCUUCCUUGAGCUGCAAAACUCUACUGCACUUGGUGAUCGACUCAUCAGGGCUCCCCCACAAACAAACAGCUGCUAGAAGAGAGUGGGUGAGUUGUGUUUGGUCUCUUUACUUUGUGUUAUGGUGUGUUUGACCAUAACUUAAUUUUAUGCCGGAAUAUCCCUUAAAUAGUAAGUGUAUUACCACAGGGGAUCCUGGUCAGCUCAGCCUUUUUAUUGAGGAACCAGACAUAAAAUUGAACAUAAGAUAGUUAUGAACCCUUACAUAAAGGUCUGAUUUUACCAUGCAUCAUAGCUGAUUUUAAGAAGGUCUGACCCAAACACCAUUGAGAGAGCAUUUUAGACAAAAAAUGCUGAACACUAUCUGCCUGAGGUUUUCAGCUCAAUCUUCCCCUUCAGCAGCUAACAAGGUGUACUCUGAUAAGAUAAACACAUUAUGCAGACUGUGAGCUUGGAUGUUAAACAGCAUGGAAACAGGGAGAGUCAUUAACUUUCUUUUAAGAUGCACUUCUGUUCAGUUUUCCUGGGUUUCUGAUUUAACCUCUGUAGUUGUAGAAAGUUUGGGUGUACACCUCACAUACACAGAGGUUAUGUCUGGAGGAUAAUGCUUCCAGCCUGUGGCUUCCUUGCUACGUGUCAGUCCCUGCUCUCACCUCAUUUCUUACUCCGUUUACUGUUCUUCAAAUAAAGGCAAAAAGCCUUGAACAAAAUUAUUACAACAAAAGAAAAUUUUAGAAAGCCAACUAAAACCAACUGGACUGUGUAGAGUUGAGAAGAUGUUUCGCCUCUUAUCCAAGAAGCUUCUUCAGUUCUAAAUUGCUAGUGUGAGGAGCAGAUAUUUAUCUCACUGGAGAAGGGGACAGACCCAUCAAGGGUGUAGACCCAUCAUCAGCAGCAUUAACUCAGUCACAUACAAAGUGGCAAAACAUUUGGCCACCAUCCUAGCUCCUCUUGUCGGCCACACCCCUCACCACGUCAGAAACUCACAGGACUUUGCCGAGAAAAUCAAAGACAUCAGGCUGGACCCAGAUGAAACCAUGGUUUCCUACGAUGUCGCAUCACUUUUCACGAGUAUUCCGACAACAGAGGCAGUCCAAGCAGUAAGACAACGCUUCUUACAGGACAGCACACUGGAAGUCAGAACCAACUUAACCCCCGACCACAUCUGCUCCUUAUUGGACAUCUGCCUCAGCACCACCUAUUUCCAGUUCAGAGAGCGCCAUUACAGACAGAAACACGGAUGCGCUGUGGGCUCCCCGGUUUCUCGAAACCUGUACAUGGAAGAGGUAUAGAGGAAGGCCCUAACCUCCUUCAAAGGAGCAGCACCUAGCCGCUGGUUCAGAUAUGUGGAUGACACCUGGGUUAAGAUCAAAACACAUGAAGUAGAGGCCUUCACUGACCAUAUCAACACAGUGGACAGCAACAUCAAGUUCACCCGUGAAGAUGUCAAGGACAAAGUGUUGGCCUUUUUGGACUGUGCUGUACACUUGGAGGCAGAUGGGUGGCUCAACGUUGAAGUGUACAGGAAACCCACACACACGGAUCAAUAUCUACUUUUUGAUUCCCACCAUCCUCUACAGCACAAACUGGGUGUCAUCAGAACACUCAACCGCCAGGCUGAGAACAUUCCCACACCCGGAGAUGAAUUUCUACGACCCAUUCUUUCCAACCCCUCCCAGUUGUUGUCUGUCCCCUUCUCCAGUAAGAUAAAUAUGUGCUCCUCACACUAGCAAUUUAGAAUUGAAGAAGCUUCUUGGAUAAGAGGCGAAACGUCUUCUCAACUCUACACAGUCCAGUUGCCUGUUUUUCAAGUCUUCAAGAUAACCAUGACCUGGAUGAAUGAGAAUUUACACGGACAAGCCAACUAAAACAGCAUCAUUCAGUGAGGCAGGAACUGUGGUUGAUGAUUCGUAAUGCAGACUGCAGCUGUUUGUAUUCUCUGGUCCAGAGAAGUCCUAAAACACAUUUGUUACCUACUAAGUCCUACUUACAGAAGAAACAGUUCUCUCACUGUCAGGAUCUCAGCUCACAGCUCCAGUCCUUUCUUUGCUUUAGUUCAUCAGGGUCCACAUGAAGUAAUGUAUGGUCCUCACUGUCAGAAUCAUUCCUUUUAGUUUGGCUUUAGUUUAGUCUUUUUAGAGAUCCCUGACCCCAACAGCUGAUCAGUGUACAGCAGACGAGGAACACACAUAGUAGGGGAGAGUGGGGUAAGAUGUGCCAUUUUUCAUAUUUGGGAUCACUACAUCAAUGCAAUCAUACUUUUGUCUGUGAUUGCCUUGAUGUAGUGAUCCGAUUUGUCUAUCUGCAUAUAUAUCAGGAUGUUGUGCAUCCCUGCAAACCAACAGAAUUAGUGUAAAAAUAACUGUCUUGAUAUUAUAGCAUGCAAAAAAAAAGGGGUCUCCUAUGGUCAACUUACCCUGUGUAUGGGGUAAGAGUUAGCCUCGUCUGCAGUGGUUGAUAGCUUCUUUGCUGCCUUACUGUCUAGUUUCUUGAUUGAGAGACUGAGCUGAUUGGUGCCCUCUGGGGGUAAUAAUAGUAGUAUGAUAAUAAUAAUGAUAAUACAUUUUAUUUGUUGUGCCCUUUACAUCCAAAGACCUCAAAAGGCUACAUGUCAAAAGCAAAGAAAUAUCACAAUACAUGUCCACUUGAUAAGUACCAUGAAUAACUCCAAUUCCAAAAAAAACAAAACAAAAAAAAACCUUGAACUGUCCCUUUUAAAGAGAAGAGAAAUAAAUCUGAAGUUCAAAAACUGCUCCUGACAGUCCCUGUCAUUUCUCACUCAGGUUCCCACUCUGCUCCCCAGCUGGUUCUCUGCUCUGAGUAGAGGGGCCUUGUCAGGACAGAGAGGUGCCUCUCUGAUUGGUCGCUCCCUUGUCUCAGGGGCGGGCCCCCAGGCGGAGGGAUCUAGAUUGACAGGUGUGUCCUGGUCUCCUCCCUCACUUGCCCUCCAGGAGGAACCCACCAUCCACAGCGAGCUGUCCGAGUCCCAGGACCCAAUCAGUGUGGAGAAGGCUGCUUCCAAUCAGGUAGAGGGAGCAAGGUGCAGCAUGGGAAAUGACAUCAAGACGGAGACGCUGGAGGACGACUAA